GUGGAACCUCCCCAUAGUGUGUGAGCAGCCAUCGCCCCCAGCUAGGAUCCUAAAUCUGGUGUACAGUGCAUUGUGCGUGGGGCUGGGAGUCAUUAGAACGCCAGGAUCAUUUUCCAGGGAAGCACAGCAGAGGAUUAUUGAAGCCAGAUUUGGGGGACUGAGCUGCUGUGUUGCAAUGAAGUGGACCCUGGUGAAGCAGAACGAGGGGACAAGAGAUACUCUCUGAGCUAACCACCCUCUACAGGGUACAUGCAGCCUGGAUUUACCACCUGGAGGGGCAGAAUGAGGGGUACCUGACACAGGUAUAUUCCUGACUGUUAAAAACCCAAGGGCUACAAGAGGAUAAGAAACGUCCCUUCUUGACAAGAGUUGAGGUAAGCAUCUCUUGCCUUGCUGAUAACGUAUUAGUGCAGGAGCACUGAUCUCCCCCCAAGCUGUCUUUAUAUUGCCCCUGUCGGAGGUAUUUCAAUGACAGAUAUCUUAAUUCAUGCAUUCAUUGCUACAUUGUUACAUAGUAAUCUAUGUUAACCUAUUGCUAUUUAGGUUCCUGAGAUAGCAUAUACCGUAUGUAUAUAAACUGUGUUUAGAUUUUACAGCUAUGACUAAUUCGGAUCUAUCAGUGAGAAGUGGAAAAACCCUGAAUGGUCUGGUUGGCAGUGCCAGUGUUUCCAGUGCUGGGCAGAUGUGUGGAGUGCUGGGCAUUAGGGGUGAAGAUCUGUGUGGGUGCAGUUGGGUGAAGUUAUGAGUUUCAGCAGUGGGAAGUUGGAGUGGUGUGCUGUGCAGUUGUGAUGUAGUAGCGGUCAGCUGGGGGCAGUUAUCGAUAGCUGGUGUAGGGCUGAAAAUGUGGGAUACAAUUUGGGGCAUUUGUUAUGCUGUGAUUGGCAUUUUGAUCCAGUUUCAGGCAGUUAAAAUGGAGUGCAGUGGUUGGCAUUUUAAUUCAGUGUUGGGCAAUUAGAAUGGAGUGCAGUGGUGGCAGUUGUUAUGCAGUGACUGGCAUUUUGAUUCAGUAUUGGGCAGUUAGAAUGGAGUGCAGUGGUUGGCAUUUUAAUUCAGUGUUGGGCAGUUAGAAUGGAGUGCAGUGGUGGCAGUUGUUAUGCACUGACUGGCAUUUUGAUUCAGUAUUGGGCAGUUAGAAUGGAGUGCAGUGGUUGGCAUUUUAAUUCAGUGUUGGGCAAUUAGAAUGGAGUGCAGUGGUGGCAGUUGUUAUGCAGUGACUGGCAUUUUGAUUCAGUAUUGGGCAGUUAGAAUGGAGUGCAGUGGUUGGCAUUUUAAUUCAGUGUUGGGCAGUUAGAAUGGAGUGCAGUGGUGGCAGUUGUUAUGCAGUGACUGGCAUUUUGAUUCAGUAUUGGGCAGUUAGAAUGGAGUGCAGUGGUUGGCAUUUUAAUUCAGUGUUGGGCAAUUAGAAUGGAGUGCAGUGGUGGCAGUUGUUAUGCAGAGACUGGCAUUUUGAUUCAGUAUUGGGCAGUUAGAAUGGAGUGCAGUGGUUGGCAUUUUAAUUCAGUCUUGGGCAAUUAGAAUGGAGUGCAGUGGUGGCAGUUGUCAUGCAGUGGCUGGCAUUUUGAUUUAAUGUUGGGCAAUUGGAAUGGUUGCAGUGGUGGCAGUUGUUUUGCAAUGGCUGGCAUUUUGCUUUAGUAUUGGGCAGUUAGAAUGGAGUACAGUGGUGGCAGGUGGCAUGCAGUGAUUGGCAUUUUGAUUCGGUGUUGGGCAGUUGUAAUGCAAUGGCACAGAUGUGGUGGCAGUUGGCAUGCAGUGAUUGGCAUUUUGAUUCGGUGUUGGGCAGUUGGAAUGCAAUGGCACAGAUGUGGUGGCAGUUGGCAUGAAGUGUUUGACAUUUUAAUUCAGCAUUGGGCAAUUGAAAUAGAGUGCAGUGGUGGCAGAUGGCAUGCAGUGGUUGGCAUUUUGAUGCAGUGUUGGGCAGUUGGAAUGGAGUGCAGUGGUGGUAGUUGGCAUGCAGUGGUUGGCAUUUUGAUUCGUGUUGGGCAGUUGGAAUUCAAUGGCAGGGAUGUGGUGUGUUGGUCAGUUGGAAUGCAAUGGCAGGGAUGUGGUGUGUUGGUCAGUUGGAAUGCAAUGGCAGGGAUGUGGUGUGUUGGUCAGUUGGAAUGCAAUGGCAGGGAUGUGGCGUGUGUUGGUCAGUUGGAAUGCAAUGGCAGCUAUGUGGUGUGUUGGUCAGUUGGAAUGCAAUGGCAGGGAUGUGGUGUGUUGGUCAGUUGGAAUGCAAUGGCAGGGAUGUGGUGUGUUGGGCAGUUGGAAUGCAAUGGCAGGGAUGUGGUGUGUUGGUCAGUUGGAAUGCAAUGGCAGGGAUGUGGUGUUGGGCAGUUGGAAUGCAAUGGUAGGGAUGUGGUGUGUUGGUCAGUUGGAAUGCAAUGGCAGGGAUGUGGUGUGUUGGUCAGUUGGAAUGCAAUGGCAGGGAUGUGGUGUGUUGGUCAGUUGGAAUGCAAUGGUAGGGAUGUGGUGUGUUGGUCAGUUUGAAUGCAAUGGCAGAGAUGUGGUGUGUUGGUCAGUUGGAAUGCAAUGGCAGGGAUGUGGUGUGUUGGGCAGUUGGAAUGCAAUGGCAGGGAUGUGGUGUGUUGGUCAGUUGGAAUGCAAUGGCAGGGAUGUGGUGUGUUGGGCAGUUGGAAUGCAAUGGCAGGGAUGUGGUGUUGUUCUCACAGUCUUGGAAAGUGCUAUAGAAAACAGAAGUUCUUUUGAUCUUAAAACAGGAUUUAGUGGAACCAACUUAGAGAAUUUCCCUAAGGGUCACUCACAUGGACUCACAUUGGGAGAGACUUUGGGGUUUAUUUAUUAAACACUGAAUUGUACUUAAUCAAAGUGUGAAAAGUUAAGUAAGAAUAGGCAAGAUAUGACUAUGGCUGAAUUGGAGAAUUCUCCAAAUCAGAGAUUUUUGUCCAAACUUCAGCAAUUCAGUUUUCAAUUCAUUAGAGCGCAGCGUUUACCUGAAACUUGUGAUACAGAUAUUAUUUAACCAUUAAACAAGUCUUUCUUCUAUAUUAAUGCAGCAUGAACAAUGACCCCUCAUAGUAUUCAGAGUUAUAUUAAUGGAGCUAUGAUGAGGAAUUAUAUAAAUUAUGUAUCCUUUUAUUUGGAAUCACACCAUCAGGGGUUAAUUAAAACAAGACUUGUGUGGGAUACAAUGUGAUUUCAAAGUGAAUUCCAAAUUUAAGACCAACGUAGGUGAACUAUAAACAUAACAAACUGGGUGAACUGUUCCACUUUACUGUUUUUGUUAUAAAUUUUAAAUUCACUUCGAAUUACCCACAAUUCUUUUUUUUUUUGUUCUGGUAAUUUAUGUAAAUAAUAUAAAAUUUGCAUCCCCUUUUUAAAUGUUUGCAGUAAAUCACUUUCUCCACUUUCAUUUGAGAAUAGUAUCUCUAUUAUUUGUUUCUACAUGUUCACAGAUGUGAUAUUCUAUAGAAAGACUAUAUAUUUAUCAUCGGUGUGUGUGUGUAUAAUAGAAGCAGUUGGAAUGAAAGGGUUAAAGGACAGUUUACCAUAUCUGUGAACAUUUUGUGAAGCAUUUCGUCUUAUCAGUAGUUUUAGAUCAAUAGAUAUUAUUUACAAGAAGUGAUUAUUUUUCUAUACAGUACUCCAACAAAUUCUGCAGUGCUAUAUAAUUUAACCCCUUAGUGACCAAUGACAUUGCACAUAGACUAUGAUUGAUUUAACCCCUUAAGGACACAUGACAUGUGUGACAUGUCAUGAUUCCCUUUUAUUCCAGAAGUUUGGUCCUUAAGGGGUUAAUGGGGUUUUGCCUAAACUCUGCAAGGUUUAAUUUGACAGACAGACACAAACAUAUACAGGAGGUCUUGAGAGCCCGGCCCGCAAGCCUUACAGUCUAGAAGAAAAUAAAGUUUGCCCUGGGGUGUAAGCCAUUUAAAUAGGAAGCCAAUCAGAGAGCUCAGGUCCAUUUGCUGAGUCUGCAAAUCUCUCCCUUCUAGGCCCCUCGCAUUGUGAUUAUCCUGUAUUACACUCUCUCCGCUAGUAUCCAGAAUUACUCAGAUAAACCCGAGUCUCUGAACAAUGUCUCACUUACUGACAUAAGCACAUUUUACUAUUAUUUAUGACGAUAUCUUGUUUUCAUAAAGGGUUUCACAGUCUUCACAAAGAGCCUUCGACCCAAAUUGCAUGGUCCUCAAAUGACCUCAGUUCUCGUCUAGCCAUACCUAUCCUUAUGUUAAGAUUUUCAAUGCCUAAGGCGCUCUCGCAUCUAACUAUUUUAUUUUAUUUUUAACAGAUGGAUAAUUAAAAUUUUUUAAAAAAUGCACUUUUAUCUCACACUGGUGUGCUAAAGUUCCAAAAUGUCUUAAGGCAAACAUUAGUUUCAUAUCCAAAUUGUAAUAUAUGGGGGAGCUUCCGCACAAUAAACUGGACCCUCAUUAUACCUGAAGGUUACUCCUGCUAUGAUGUCAUCACGACGCUAUUAGCUCCACAAAUCACCAACAUUAGCAAAGGUGGCAAAUGCCAUCAGAGCCCACUAAUGUCUUUUCAUGAUAACAUUUUUAAAAAGUCACCAUUUUUGCAGACUCUGUUCAAGGAAAGAAGGGAAGAAUCUAAAUGGACAAAUGGAAUCUUACAAUCUUGGAUGUGACAUCGUUUUAAUACAUUAUGUAUAUAAUGUAUUAAAUAAUAUGCAAAAAACAAAACCACAAAAUAAAAUUUAAAAAUCAAUAUAUAAAAAAUGGCUUUUUAGUUACUGCAGUUGCUUCAAGUACACAGGCAAAUGAUGUCUGCCCAGACCAGAAAGAGAAAUCACCAAUCAGGAGCCUUCUCUUUCCAUCCACUGGUUUCUGAAUUGAUAUCAUGUACUCCUGUCCAGCAAUGAUUUAUUGGAUUUAUAGUUCAGCCCCUAAUUUAGAAGAUAAGUGGUGAAUAGACUAAGAGCAGCCAUACUCACAAACCUGCUUAUUAUAGUGCUUGGAGUGUCACUUUGUCUCCAGCUAAAUCUAUAUUUCUGGUUUAUUGUUUUUGUUUUGUUUUCUCACGGUUUGAACAUUUGUUAUAUUUUCCAACCGUUGGACAAGGUUCUAAAUAUGCAUCAGUCGGUCACCAUUGAAUCCCAAGUGCAUCUUUUCCCCUGUGCAGUUUGUUGGGUUACUCUAUUUGUGACGGAUUUGCCACAUUAUAACAGCUAUGAAAUGGCUGUGAGGUAUCAGCCAAUCCUGGUCUUCCAUGCAGCAUGCAUUAAUAAAUACCAAAGGAAAAAUGUGAAACUCACAAUGUCCCAGAACAAUUCUUUAUUAGAAACUUUGGGGGGAAAAAACCCUGUGUUUAGGCUGCAGCGUUGUUGGUGGGUUCCUAAUAAAGGCCUCUUCCUUUUCUUGGGUAUUUAUUUAUGCAUUGUUUGAGUGUGCCACUCUGGAUACUGCAGCACCACGAUUCAUAUUGUGAUGGCAUAGUCUAGUUAGUAUCAUUUAGUUUCUUAUACCUACAGCAUGUGUUAAUGACUAUUCAUUUGAGAACACUAAAAAACAAUAGAGCCACGUGCUUUUUCUAAUAUCCCUGGAGGACUUGAAAGAGAACGAGGCCUGUGUACAGCCCAAAAACUUGGUUACACUGAAUGACUUUGUCUGAAUUUUUUUUUAGUUUGGGUAGUGUAAUAAUUAUCAAUGUGGCGGUUCAACCCGACCGAAUAUCGUCCAUGCAAAAAAUUUAAGCGAAAACGAUUCGGAUGAACAAUGGGCCAAUCAGUGUGCUGCAAAAUAGAACACUUUUUUUCUGCUCCCUUCCCCCUCUAUUAGUUAUUCUUACUUGACCUGUGAAUACAAUCCACAUCCAGUGACUGACACCGAAUCAGCAAUCUCUUUUUCCCCAUUGAUCAUUUCUUUUUUUUGGGGCCAUGGACAGACCUCUCCAAAUUACGAAUCAAACAAACAUGUUCAUCCAUUGUGUUUGUCAUUAUGUGGUUAUAUGUCCAUAUGGCAUUUCAGACUUACAGAAUUUAGAUGACUUGCCGAUCGGACAAAAUUUGUACAAAUUGCGUUUUGUUUGAAACCGAAUGCUCAAAAUGGUCUAAAUGGAACCAAAUAAUGAAUGCAUAAAAGCAGCAAACAAGUAGAUAUUUAUUAAUUAACUGUUCUUAUAUGGUGCUUAUAUUCAGAUACAUUCUAGAUAAAUCUAUAUGGCCCCGGUUAUUUUAAUGAACUGCCUCAGUAUUUGUAGAAUUGGAGACAUUGCUAAUUAUUUAAUAAGUGCAUUGGAGUACAGUAGGACAGUAGCUGGAUAUGCGAUAUGUUGGAAAGACAGGACAGGACAGAACAGCAACAGCUGUGUGAAGUGGAAACCUUUCACCAAAUUCUCUCCAGAAUUGGUGAUAAUUCUCACUUGGCUGAGAACAUGUGUUGGGUAAUGGUGUUAGGAAGGAGUUUCGUGGAUAAUACAUUGAGAUUAGUUUUUUUCCCAACUGAGAGAGAAAUGUAAAUAUAGGAAGAGAUAUGUGUCUCUUUAAAAGAGGUUUACCAGAAGACUCUGGAGGUCAGACCUGCACUAACACAAUCUUCUUCUGCAUCUCAGGAUAUUGGGGUAAGUGAGGAUUUUAUUUUUAUUUCAAAAGCUGGAAAGAAAACUACUGCUUGACCACAGGUGUCUUAUUUCAUGGAAUCGGAGUCCUAACAUGGUAAAUGUUGGAUUUGAAAUGUUUGAUAGAUCAUUAUUUAGGGUCCAUUUGACAAAUCUACAAGCCCAUAUCCCACCGUUCCUGGGUCUAUUCCCUGAUAUGCUAUUAUGAUAUAAUGAAACCUUAUAGCUUUACAGAGUUAUUUUGUAGCUGUAAUAAAGCUGGUUUUGUUUGAAAGACCAGACAUUGGAAUUAAAUAUACAGAAUUAUAUGAAUUAAAUCUUUUAUUUGUUAAUCCUUGUUAUUAUUCAAUAAACAUUAAAUUUCAUGGCAUUAAAUCAGAGGGCAAAAUUGAGCCUAAAUAGCUCAUUUGGAAAAUGUCUCCAACAUAUAGUCACAGAUCCAAUUCAGCAAUUUGGGCUUAAUUCUACUGGGUUUUGUGUUUAGUAAACAAUUUAUUAUUAAUUCCCUCCACCAGACCUUGUAUUAUGGGCUUCAUGCGUUAUGUAAGGACCAGUUCCUAUAUAGCUAGGGAUGACCUCAGCCAUUAUAGGAAUUCAAUGGGAAUGCGUUCAUGUGUUCUCUCAUUGCGUGUGAAUGCACUCAGGUCAUGUGUAUCUCAUUAAACUCAAAGAGAGGAACUGUAACCCCCCACGGAAGCUUUCCUGUAUUUGCUGUGUUUUUACUUUCUAUUGCAAAGUCUUAAAGGAACACUAGAGUCCCCUAGAGAAGUUCGGCUUUCUGAAGAGCUUUAGGGUUUCACAGCUCGCCCUUGCAGGUUUAUUUUAUAAAAGGGCUGAUUUCAGGAGAAAUUGUCACUUUUAUAAAUUUCCUUAGCAACACCCCUGGGCUGUCAAACAGAUCCUGAGAGGUUUCAUGCUAAAUGCUUCUCAAGGCUUUGUUAGUGUGCCCCAGUGCUGCUAUGAGAAGCAUCUGAUUGGGCACAAGUCAUCAGUAAUGGUGCCUUCACACCAGGAGAAUCUAAGCAUCGAGAGAGACACACUCCUAAAGAAAGACAAUAGGGGUUACUAUGUAACUGGUGCAAAGUUCUAAAGUAGAUAAAUUAACAUGAAAAACAAUGAAACCGUCUCGUCCUAAAAGUCUUGCAGCACUUUUAGAACUUUGUGCAAAUGAAUUCAUUUUUUGUGUUAAUGAUUUAGGCAAACGAACAGUUGAUUAACGUUGGUUAUUUUUUUCGUAAAGUGGCAUUUUUAAAUAUCUUCAAACUGGACAUUACAGAAGAAUAUAUAUAUAUUUUUUUUUUCCUUGAAGUGGAAAUGGAAUUGUAACAAGAUCAUUUGCUGAGCAUAGAAUUGCUCAUUGUCAAUACGUGUUGCUUUUAGAGUUUGCAUUCUGAACAUCUGCCAGAACGUUAAAGAUGAGCUGAGAUCUUUGCUGGCUCUGGGAGGACAAAGCUCUAACUGAUCACAUCCUUUCCUAAUAAACUGGAAAAUGUUUCUGUUUUGGAAAAAAACACUAAACACAUAAAAUGUUUUAUAUUGUUUGUUAAUGUGCAUUUAACUAUAAUGAAUCAUUUAAAAACAUCCACAGCCAAACGAUAGACCUGCAACGGGUGUUAAAGUGAUGUGGUUAAUUAUUAAUUGUAUUAUUAUUGAUAUUUAUAUUGCGCCAACUAAUUCUGCAGCGAUUUACAAUAUUAUGAAGGGGGGGGGGAGAAUUUACCUAAAUGAGACAAUUACACAGUGACACAGGAACAAUAGGUAGAUGAGGACUCUGCUCAAACGAGCUUACAGUCUAGAGGAGGUGGGGUACAAAUACACAACAGGGUAGCAAGAGGGACAGCCACCAAACAAGGUGGAGAAGUAGCAGUGUGGAGGUGUGAGUGGAGUAUGGCUCUUUAGGAGAGCAAGAGACACACUUGACUAAGUAUAGAUAAGUUACUCUGAGAGUCCAUAAGCAUUUCUGAACAGAUGUGUUUUGAGGGACUUCUUAAACAAUUGAAGACUAAGGGAGAGUCUGAUAGGGGUAGGCAGGCUGUUCCAAAAGAAGGGAGCCGCCCACGAGAAGUCCUGCAAACGCGAGUUAGCAGUAGGGUGUGAGCAGCAGACAGGAGAAUGUCACCAGCAGAGCGGAGAGACCGAGAAGGGGCAUAUCUAAGAAUCAAGGAAGAAAUGUAAGAGGGGCUAGAGUUGGUUAGAGCUUUUAUAGGUAAUUAUCUUCAGCAAACCUCCUGCCAUCUACAUAAUUACCUCUUUCAUUGAAUAGUUAAACACAUCUCUAGUGAAUGUCUUCCUCUGAAACAACCAAAUUCUACUCUGUCAUGUAACAUUCAACAUCCAUAAAAACUUUGAACGUCAUCAAGUACAGCUAAUGGGGAUGUAUUGUAUGCAAUGUCUCCUUAUGAGAAGCAUAUGAUUGGAUGUAUGCAUGGCACUCGCCUUGCAAGUGCAUUUUGUCCCCAGUGCUCUUCAAUAAAGAGCAUUGGAUUGGACAGUCAAUGAGGAAGCAACAAGAUGACAUCGCGAGAGGAGGAGCCGGCGGCAGCAUCGAGUGAGUCUCCUCACUGGAAAAAAGGUAAGUAAAACAUUUUCUUAAUUUAUUACAGGUUAACACUUGGGGCCUUGCGUCUAAAUAUGGACUUUGACAUAGUGUUACGACUACAUGUUUAUAUUACUAACGCUAAGUUGUUACUUUAAAAAAUAUUCUAAUAGAAAUAUAAACAUGAGUGUUCUUGUACUUUAAAUUAUUGCCCCCCUGUACAAAUAAAAAAAUUAACUUUCUUCCAGCACUGGGAUUGUCUCCUCUGCGUGGCCGCUCUAUCUCCAGUGAAGUUAUCAGUUCUAGUGAAGUUUGUUUAAUCAAGAAGCCAUGGGGACAUAGGGUGCAUGUGUAGUAAUGCCAUGCCCCGCCAAUCCAGUGCUUCUCAUAGAGUAAUAAUAAAUCCAAUGCUUCCCAUAGAGUAAUAUUAAAUCCAAUGCUUCCCAUAGAGUAGUAUUAAAUCCAAUGCUUCCCAUAGAGUAAUAUUAAAUCCAAUGCUUCUCAUAGAGUAAUAUUAAAUCCAAUGCUUCUCAUAGAGUAGUAUUAAAUCCAAUGCUUCCCAUAGAGUAAUAUUAAAUCCAAUGCGUGGCAUAGAGUAGCAUUACAUCCAAUACUUAUCAUAGAGUAAUAUUAAAUCCAAUGCUUCUCAUAGAGUAGUAUUAAAUCCAAUGCUUCCCAUAGAGUAAUAUUAAAUCCAAUGCUUCUCAUAGAGUAGUAUUAAAUCCAAUGCUUCCCAUAGAGUAGUAUUACAUCCAAUGCUUCUCAUAGAGUAGUAUUAAAUCCAAUGUGUCUCAUAGAGUAGUAUUAAGUCCAAUGUGUCUCAUAAAGUAGUAUUAAAUCCAAUGCUUCUCAUAGAGUACUAUUACAUCCAAUACUUCUCAUAGAGAAGUAUUAAAUCCAAUGCUUCCCAUAGAGUAGUAUUAAAUCCAAUGCUUCCCAUAAAGUAAUAUUAAAUCAAAUGCUUCCCAUAGAGUAGUAUUGCAUCCAAUGCUUCUCAUAGUGUAGUAUUACAUCAAAUGCUUCUCAUAGAGUAGUAUUAAAUCCAAUGCUUCUCAUAGAGUAGUAUUAAAUCUAAUGCUUCUCAUAGAGUAGUAUUAAAUCCAAUGUGUCUCAUACAGUAGUAUUAAGUCCAAUGUGUCUCAUAGAGUAGUAUUAAAUCCAAUAAUUCUCAUAGAGUAGUAUUAAAUUAAAUGCUUCUCAUAUAGUAGUAUUAAAUCCAAUACUUCUCAUAGAGUAUUAAAUCCAAUGUGUGGCAUAGAGUAGCAUUACAUCCAAUACUUAUCAUAGAGUAAUAUUAAAUCCAAUGCUUCUCAUAGAGUAGUAUUAAAUACAAUGUGUCUCAUAGAGUAGUAUUAAGUCCAAUGUGUCUCAUAGAGUAAUAUUAAAUCCAAUGCUUCUCAUAAAGAAGUAUUAAAUACAAUGCUUCCCAUAGAGUAGUAUUGCAUCCAAUGCUUCUCAUAGUGUAGUAUUACAUCAAAUGCUUCUCAUAGAGUAGUAUUAAAUCCAAUGCUUCUCAUAGAGUAGUAUUAAAUCUAAUGCUUCUCAUAGAGUAGUAUUAAAUCCAAUGUGUCUCAUACAGUAGUAUUAAGUCCAAUGUGUCUCAUAGAGUAGUAUUAAAUCCAAUAAUUCUCAUAGAGUAGUAUUAAAUUAAAUGCUUCUCAUAUAGUAGUAUUAAAUCCAAUACUUCUCAUAGAGUAUUAAAUCCAAUGUGUGGCAUAGAGUAGCAUUACAUCCAAUAAUUAUCAUAGAGUAAUAUUAAAUCCAAUGCUUCUCAUAGAGUAGUAUUAAAUACAAUGUGUCUCAUAGAGUAGUAUUAAGUCCAAUGUGUCUCAUAGAGUAAUAUUAAAUCCAAUGCUUCUCAUAAAGAAGUAUUAAAUACAAUGCUUCUCAUAGAGUAGUAUUAAAUCCAAUGUGUCUCACAGAGUAGUAUUAUAGCCAAUAGUUCUCAUAGAGAAGUAUUAAAUCCAAUGUUUCUCAUAGAGUAGUAUUAAAUCCAAUGCUUCUCAUAGAGUAGUAGUACAUCCAAUGCUUCUCAGAGAGUAGUAUUAAAAUCAGUGCUUCUCAUAGAGUAGUAUUAAAUCCAAGGCUUCUCAUAGAGUUGUAUUAAAUCCAGUGCUUCUCAUGGAGUAGUAGUACAUCCAAUGCUUCUCAGAGAGUAGUAUUAAAAUCAAUGCUUCUCAUAGAGUAGUAUUAAAUCCAAAGCUUCUCAUAGAGUUGUAUUAAAUCAAAUGCUUCUCAUAGAGUAGUAGUACAUCCAAUGCUUCUCAGAGAGUAGUAUUAAAUCCAAGGCUUCUGUAGGUUGAAUUACUAAACUGAGAAUUGUCAAGAAAUCAUAAUGAAUUCGAAGUGAAUUUAAGGCCAAUAUAUGUGAAUUGUAAAAAUUGUCCAAGUCAGUUAGGUUUACAGUUCAGCUAUUUUGUUUUAAAUCCACAUUGAAUUAAAUUUGAAUUCUUGGUAAUUCUUACUUCAGUAAAUAAUGUUACAUAUGAUCAUGCUAUACGUGAUGACACGUAAAGUCCCGUGAAAGCUCGUCAAUGAUAAAACAUAUCUAGUGGCUGCCACUGUGAAGAAUGGUUUAGACAAAAUUCCCUGAAACGCAAAGGGACAGUGAAUACACGCUAAAACCACUUCAUUAAGAAGUGGUUUUGGUGCUACAAAUGUCCCUUUAAUUGAAAUAAUGCUUAUUGGUAUUGUCAUUAAAAUCUGUUCUUUUCUACACAUGGGAAAUCAGUGACCAUUAAAGAUGUAUUUGUGUCUGUAUUCCCUGCUACAAUGUAUUAUAUUAAAGUUUUUUAGGUAUAGCAUGGAUUCAUAAUAAAACCAUCUUCUGUCCACUUUAUUGAAUUUGUUCUCUCUUGCUGUUCUUAGGUUUGAUUUGGGCAUUUAGUUGCCAGAACGUAUGUAGAAGAGCCAUGUUUCCACCGUUACUCCUUGCCCUGUCUUUCGUAUCUCAGUGGGGAACCCUAUGAGACCACCCCAAACUUCCAUUGCCCAUGCCGGGCUCCGGAGGAUGGGGAGCGGGGGCUCCACGAGUGGCACAUCCAAUUUAUUGGUCACAGUCUGUACAAAUCACAAGGGUGGAAUUAACUGGCUGAGCUUGAGUCCAGAUGGGCACCAUCUGCUGACAGCGAGUGAGGACUGCAAUGCUGGUCUUUGGACAACAUCGGACAACCAGUGUAUCCGGAUGCUGCAAGGUGAGCCGUAACAAUGUAUACAAUGCAUUUCUACUAGUUGGACUUAAAGAUUACAGGAUUCCAGGGUCAGGGUAUAAAAUCACCUUAUAUUUAAAAAAAAAUGUACCAGGAUGAGAUUCAACAGAUGUGAAUGGUAUAAAUAGGGAACUCCUUCGAUUUUGCUGGAAUUAUGUUGGAGUAUCAUGACUGACAGCCUGAUGAAUAAUUGUGAAGUGGAAUUCUGAUAUCCCCAGCUUUAAUGAACUUGCUGAUUAGAGUCCAUUUAUUAUUUGGAAUGGACUUCUGCGGCAUAGACCAAGAAGAGGAUCUAACAAUCCCAAAGGGCCGCUGUAGAGGGUGGAUCAUGCGAACAUCUACAUAAUAGGACAUUUCUUUUUUUAUUUUGGUUAUUAUGACUUUAGUGUCACAUUCUUCUUCAGAACUCACUGUUUGAUGAACUUCCCAGGAUUCCGACAACGAUCUUCACACAUAUCUCAAAAUUAAACUUGUCUAAAUUAUACACAAAUCUAAAGCUAACUGAACGUUAGCCAUGGGUUGUGUUUUUUUAAAUGACAAUUCUAAUUAUUAUUUUAUCAUAUGUUUUAUAUGCCAACUUGUCCUGGCCAGCAUGCCAUGGUGCCAGUACAAACACACAUGUCACCAUGCAAGGAAUGGCAAUCACGCAUGUACCAAUACAGAACUUUCUUAGUGGAUGUCCCAGAACAGCACACAUGGAGCAUCAUGCUGCAAUGGGUUGCCCACACCUGGAAGUGUUGCAUAGAUAAGUAGGUUUUAUCCUUACCCUUGUUCCCCCUCACCCCAGUAAGUUCUUCAGUAAUGGGUAAAGGAAUGAGAGAGUGUCAGAAUGAUAUCAUGAAUUGAAUCACAUUCAGUGAAUCAGGUUUUACAGCUGUGAGCUACACAGAUCAUACAUAGAAGAGGUCAUCAGUUUGUGGACCUCUAGUUGACCACAAAUCCCAUGAUCCACUGACAAACGAUGAUUCUCUAGCUUUUGAUGAUACACAACUGCGGCAAUAGACUUGACUAGUAUCACUGGAGAUUUAGUUCACCUACAGGUAAUGAGGCAAGGGUUUUUUUUUUUCCCAACCCUGUGGUUGUUGGCAUCGAUUAAAUUGUGUCCUUUUGCCAAAGAGGAUUAACAAAGAUGAUAAAAAUGCAAUCAUUAUACAGAGUUUGGAAUUUUCCACGUCGAAUCCCUAUAGGACCAUUUUUUUUCUAAGCUUUCCAAAAAUCUUCCAAAAUCAUGAGUAAUUUUCCAAAUUUGUAAAGCUUCCAAAUUAUACAACAAAUUUCUAUUUUUUUUUUUUUGCAAAGACGCAAAGUAGCAUUUUUUUUUUUUAUUGAAAUACAAUGCAUCUUUUCAGUUGUAUGAAUUCCUAGAGGCCUUUUGUAGGUUUGGAAAGCUUUCAAAACGAAGAAAUAUACGUUUAACUAAAACAAACAUAUUUAAUAGAGACAGACUGAAUAACAUACUUGGAGAAAGGCUUAGUGAUACAUAAGUCAAAACACUACUGUAUGUGUCCUGAUAUGAAAUAUAAGAGGCAUUUCUUAAACAAUCAGCAGGCCCACAUACAGACAAAAUAGCCAAACUGCAACGAUACCUGAACUGGAGAAUUUCUCCAAAUCAGCUUUUCAUGCCUUCCUUUUGUGCUUUACAUUUUAAUUUGCUACAAGUCACAGUUUAGUGAAUAGAUCACUAGGACUACCAUAUGAUGGAAUAAUUUCUGCAUUGGAUUGAUGCUGAGUCCGGAUGGACAUUAAAGUGAUUAUAUUAGGGGUGUAUGUGGGGAGCAGAAAUCAAAUGCACCUAAUGAGUAUUCUUAACGGUUUAUUUACUAUAGUGAGAAUUCAAAGUGAUUUUGAAAUUUAACACUAUAGUCACCUAAAUUACUUUAGCUAAAUAAAGCAGUUUUAGUGUAUAGAUCAUUCCCCUGCAAUUUCACUGCUCAAUUCACUGUCAUUUAGGAGUUAAAUCACUUUGUUUCUGUUUAUGCAGCCCUAGCCACACCUCCCCUGGCUAUGAUUGACAGAGCCUGCAUGAAAAAAAAAACUGGUUUCACUUUCAAACAGAUGUAAUUUACCUUAAAUAAUUGUAUCUCAAUCUCUAAAUUGAACUUUAAUCACAUACAAGAGGCUCUUGCAGGGUCUAGCAAGCUAUUAACAUAGCAGGAGAUAAGAAAAUCUUAAUUAAACAGAACUUGCAAUAAAGAAAGCCUACAUAGGGCUCUCUUUACAGGAAGUGUUUAUGAAGGCUGUGCAAGUCACAUGCAGGGAGGUGUGACUAGGGUUCAUAAACAAAGGGAUUUAACUCCUAAAUGGCAGAAGAUUGAGCAGUGAGGCUGCAGGGGCAUGUUCUAUACACCAAAACUGCUUCAUUAAGCUAAAGUUGUUCAGGUGACUAUAGUGUCCCUUUAAGAUCAAAAUAGCCGAACUGCAAAAAUUCUCUAAGUAAGCUAAGCUUCUCGCUCAGCUAAUCUGGUCUUAAAUUUAAAAUUUACUUUUGAAUUCUUACUUUAGUCAAUUAUUAUUAUUUUAUUAUUUAUAUAGUGCCAUCAGAUUCCGUAGCGUAAAUAAAGCAUUUCGUUUUUUUUUCCUCUGGGAGAGUAGACAGGAGCAGUGAAAAUGCUUCUCUUAAUGCACUCAUGAUUUUUUAUAAAGAAAAGGACAGGCCAGGACUUCUUGUAUGUCCCUUUAACUUAUGAUUAAGUGCCACUAAGACUCAAAAUGCUUAAAGUAGUGACGACUGCCAAACAGUAACAGUGGCUAUGCAAUAAUAAUUUUUUUAAAUGGCUGAAAGAUCCACAAUUUCUGUGCCGUGUACCCUAAUUGUACAUUUACUGUUAAAUAUGAGGACUUGUGGGAGAAUUUGGAUGGUUGUAGCACAGACGAACACAAAAUUAAGGUUAAAAAAAAAGACACUAUUUAUGGGAACUGUGUUGCAGUUUUGGGCUCAGAUACUUUGAUUUCAAGUAAUUUGUCCAUUUAACACAACUGUACUCUAUGGGGUAAUAGUUUACCAUUGUUGACACACAUGUGAGUGCACGAUUUAGUAAAUAUAUGCCAUUGUUUUUAGGCCAUGGGAGCUACAUUACAUACUGUCAUCUGGAGAAUGAGACUGCGUUCACCUGCAGCGCUGAUCACACCGUCAGGAAAUGGGAGGUCGCUACCGGUCUGUGUCUGGCUGUGUACACAGGACAUACAUCAAUCGUUAACAGGUCGGUGAGAAUUCAUUUUACUGUGAAUUGCUACAUUUACACUGCUUGACACAAAGCUACAAAGAGUCACUCUGCUGGUAAAUGUAAACACAACUCGUUAUUAUCGGGUGUGUUACAGUGGCAGGGUGCUGAGUGUGACUGAGUUAGGAGGGCGAGUGUGACAGGAAGUGUGGCAGGCUGAGGGGUGGUGUGUUACUGUGGCAGGGUGCUGAGUGUGACUGAGUUAGGAGGGCGAGUGUGACAGGAAGUGUGGCAGGCUGAGGGGUGGUGUGUUACUGUGGCAGGGUGCUGAGUGUGACUGAGUUAGGGAGUGAGUGUGACUGGAAGUGUGGCAGAGUGAGGGGUGGUGUGUUACAGUGGCAGGGUGCUGAGUGUGACUGGGUUAGGAGGGCGAGUGUGACAGGAAGUGUGGCAGAGUGAGAGGUGGUGUGUUACUGUGGCAGGGUGCUGAGUGUGACUGAGUUAGGGAGUGAGUGUGACAGGAAGUGUGGCAGGGUGAGAGGUGGUGUGUUACUGUGGCAGGGUGCUGAGUGUGACUGAGUUAGGGAGUGAGUGUGACAGGAAGUGUGGCAGGGUGAGAGGUGGUGUGUUACUGUGGCAGGGUGCUGAGUGUGACUGAGUUAGGGAGUGAGUGUGACAGGAAGUGUGGCAGGGUGAGAGGUGAUGUGUUACUGUGGCAGGGUGCUGAGUGUGACUGAGUUAGGGAGUGAGUGUGACAGGAAGUGUGGCAGGGUGAGAGGUGGUGUGUUACUGUGGCAGGGUGCUGAGUGUGACUGAGUUAGGGAGUGAGUGUGACAGGAAGUGUGGCAGGGUGAGAGGUGGUGUGUUACUGUGGCAGGGUGCUGAGUGUGACUGAGUUAGGGAGUGAGUGUGUCAGGAAGUGUGGCAGGGUGAGGGGUGGUUUGUUACUGUGGCAGGGUGCUGAGUGUGACUGAGUUAGGGAGUGAGUGUGACAGGAAGUGUGGCAGGGUGAGGGGUGGUUUGUUACUGUGGCAGGGUGCUGAGUGUGACUGAGUUAGGGAGUGAGUGUGACAGGAAGUGUCGCAGAGUGAGAGGUGGUGUGUUACUGUGGCAGGAUUAGGGGGGGGGGGGAGUGAGAGUUGGGGAAGGUGGCAGGGAAAACCACUGUGGGCUCAAAAUAAACUAAAGAACUGUUUGAGUUUUAAGCAAAGUGUGUUAGCAUUUGUCAUGUUCAGGUGGUGGCACUUGGCAGGGUGCUGAUUCUGAGUUUAGUGUGUGUGGCGUGGGGGGGUUGUACUGUGGGGGUGCUGAGUGUGACUGAGUUAGGGAGUGAGUGUGACAGGAAGUGUCGCAGAGUGAGAGGUGGUGUGUUACUGUGGCAGGAUUAGGGGGGGGGGUGAGUGUAAGAGUUGGGGAUGGGUGAUUGGAGAAAACCACUCAAAGGGCUUCAAAAUAAACUAAAGAACUGUUUAAUUUUAAGCAAAUGUGCUUUAGCAUUUAGUCAAUGUUUCAGACCACUGGCAGUAUUGUAGAGAAUUGAUUCUUUAGUGUGUGUGCGUGGGGGGUUGGUACUGUGGGGAUUGAUUCUUUAGUGUGUGUGCGUGGGGGGCGGUACUGUGGGGAUUGAUUCUUUAGUGUUGGAUUGGGCCUUAGUGGUGGGCUAGGGGCAGUAUUGUGGGGGAUUGGGGCUUUGGUGUGGGGGAUAGAGGCAAAUAAAUGCCUGAUAGCAAUAUUUUAGAGAUUUUAGUGGAAACAGCGAAGCCCCUAAUCCCUGACGUACGUUUUGCUAGAUCAGCUCAUCAUUUCCACUAAAAUCUCAAAAAUAUUGCUAUGAGGCAUUUGAGAUUGAAUACUUUAACAUUUCGGCAUGGCAAUUUUCCUGUUCUACUGGCAAUAAGGCUAUUAAGGAUCUAGCCAUAUUUCUGCUGAGGGGUGGUUGGGGUGAAUAAUAUUGUUUUUCUGGCUAGGAACUUGUUUAGGGGUAAGGGGUGCCCACGAAGACACUAUAGGGAAAGCACUGAAGGUUUAACUACCAAACCUUUACUUUUUCUAACCUCUUUACCCCUUAUAUUAUUACAUCUUGUACAGCACAAAAUACCAGGUCUGUAUCCUUGACUAGUGAUGUCCCGAACGAUUCGCUGGCGAAUAGUUCCCGGCGAACAUAGCGUGUUCGUGUUUGCCACGGACGGCGAACAUAUGCGCGGUUCGAUCCGCCCCCUAUUAAUUUACUAAUACUAAGUAUAAAUUACUUAGUAUUAGUAAAUUGUGCCCCUACUCGCAAUACCGCGAGUAGGGGCAUGUCUAUUAAACAGUGAGCAGCCUGUGGCUGCUCACUGUUAAAAAAAAAAAAAAAAGGGUCCCCCCCCGGUGGGGGCCCUAAAUACUAAUAGGGGGGGACCUAUUGUCCUCCCCCCGGCCCCCAACCCUGAGCGGUGCGUGGGGGCCCUAAAAAUAACAAUAAGGGGGGAACCUACUGAGCGGUGGGUGGGGGCCCUAAAAUUAACAAUAAGGGGGGGACCUACUGUCUCCCCCUGGCCCCCACCCCUGAGCGGUAGGUGGGGGCCCUAAAAUUAACAAUAAGGGGGGGACCUACUGUCCCCCCCCGGCCCCCACCCUUGAGCGGUGGGUGGGGGCCCUAAAAUUAACAAUAAGGGGAGGACCUAAAAUUAACAAUAAGGGGGGGACCUAUUGUCCCCCCUGGCCCCCACCCCUGAGCGGUGGGUGGGGGCCCUAAAUACAAAGGGGGGGACCCUAGUCACCCCUCCCCCCCAAAAAAAAUUUUACUAAAAAGCUGUAAAAAAAAAGAAUUAGAUAAAAAUAACUUACCAUUUGAUGUUUUCUUUCUUCUACAAUCUUCUUUUUUCAGCCCCAAAAAAGGCCAAAUAAAAAGCCAUAAGAACCGACGCAAUAAAAAAAACAAAAAAAAAACAAAACCCCCCCCCCAAAAAAAACGAGCACACAAAAAAAUAAUCCAUCUUCACCCAUGGAGGGCUCCGCGCAGACUGAGCUCUGCAGGGUGGGGGAAGGCUUAUAAAGGCUAAGAACACUCUGAUUGGCUGUUUUUUGUCAUUUUACACAGCGUGGUAAAAUUCAAAAGAACUUUAGGGCCCCCCUUAUUGUUAAUUUUAGGGCCCCCACCCACCGCUCAGGGGUGGGGGCUGGGGGGGGACAAUAGGUCCCCCCCGUUGUUAAUUUUAGGGCCCCCACCCACCGCUCAGGGGUGGGGGCCAGGGGGGACAAUAGGUCCCCCCCUUAUUGUUAUUAGGGCACCCACCGCUCAGGGGUGGGGGCCGGGGGGGACAGUAGGUCCCCCCCUUAUUGUUAUUUUUAGGGCCCCCACCCGCUGCACAGGGGAGGGGGCCGGAGAGGGGGAGGACUGUAGGUCCCCCCCCUCAUUAUCAUUAUGGCCCCCACCCGCCGCCCAGGGGUGGGGGCCAGAGAGGGGGAGGACAGUAGGUCCCUGUGGGUUUUAAAAUUCGCCUGCCUAUUGAAGUCUAUGGCGGUUCGCCAGGUUCGCGAACAUUUGCGGAAGUUCGCGUUCGCGGUUCGCGAACCGAAAAUGUUAUGUUCGCGAAAUCACUAUCCUUGACAUUACCAGGAGAUCUAGCUGAAUUUCCUAACUGUGUAUGUUACUUAUCAUAAUUUUUACAUUCACAUGUAGCCAUGUAGCUAUCUCUAUAACAGAUAUCAUUUUACUAACUAUCCCAGAGUGAGCCUAAUAGCAACUCUAUACCACACACUCAGUGUAAUAAUGAUUGAUUGAGACUGUUUGGGAUUACUGAUCUGGUGGGUUUGCGAUCUUACUUGACAAUUACAGGGCAUGUGCCUACGCAUUUUCAGUACCACGGUGUAUCUUAAGAGAUUCUGAUCUAACUCUGUGUAUGUCUACUAAAUAGCGAUUCACAAAGAUUAUUAAGUCACACCCUUUGGGUGGGAACGUGGUCUACGACGACCACUAUCACAGGUUAUCGACCCAAGUAUAUAAUUUUGAGGUACAUAUAUAUACUUAUAAUAUUUAUCAGUGGCACUCAUCAAAUCAUUGUCACUAGUGGAAAAGCCACAACUGUUUUUAAUAGUUGUUUUGUAUUUUAUAUUUUUUUGUCUAUAGUGCUAUGUGUUAUGUCUUGUGCUCAGUUCUUGUUUUAGUCCUUGUAGGACUUUUUAAAUUUAAUCUAUUAAAAGCUAAGUCUUAUUAAAGGUAUUAUUUACUCCUUUAGUAUUCCAUUUCUUUACACCAGGCGUUGCAUCCUCCUCAUUGUUCUUUUGUUUGUUUAUUGUUUACCACAGGGGUUACCCCCCAUUUAGGAGGUAUGAUAUUAGAUAUUCUUCUUAUGUUUCUUUUCUUUUCUGAAGGUCUGGGAUAGAGGAAAACACUCAAAAACACUGACAGACAGUCAGACACACAACCAACCACAGACUCACACACUCACAUUCAAAGAAGAUUUUUAGUAUUGGAGUAUUUUUAUGGUCUCUUUAGCAUUAGGAGAGCUGGAGUGGAUCCUCCCUCUGGGCCCCUGGUGCAUUGCCCGCACAGCUCCCUUGCAUGCCCUGUAGUGGUGCCUGGGCCGGAAUGACAUCACAUUCUGCCUCCCGGCACCUCUACAGGUGUGCGAUGGAGCUGUGCAGGCAAUGGAUCAGAGCUCUCUCGCUGGCGGUAUCCCUGCCCCCACCAAGUCUGCAAAUGGUGUCAAUAAAACACCUCUCAUGUUUGUGAUGGGAAUACAUUGAAAGGUGAGGCGUCCUUUCUGUUUGAAUUGUGCUCCAGGUAAGUGCAGAGACUGGAGGCUGGGAAUGUCCCUCCAUUUAGACUGGGAUGGAAUCUCACACAUUUUCGUUCUGUUAAUCAAGCUUAGUUUGUAACAUACUUUACUUUUAUGUUGGGUCAUCUUACUGUACAUCACUGUUAAAUGUGUAUUAUAAGUAAUAAUAGUGAAGUUUAUACAGUAAUUACCCGUACAGACACAGACAUAAUCUUGUAGAUGUUAGAAGAGCUUUCAGGGACUACACACAUAGCCUCUCAACACCAUAGCCACUACAAUAAGCUAUUACGUAGGUCCUUUAAAAUAAUUAGGAAGAGCUAAAGUGGGGAGAUUUAGGAUCUGAAGGCUAUAUUUGCUGAACUGGCAAUCGUGGACAAUUGACAAGGAAAUCCCAAAUGUUAGAUCACUCUCGUCAAACUGGGAAAAUUUUCCAAAUUAGUCAUUUUUAUAUUUUGCUUUUUUUUUUCCUAAAAUGUAUAAUUGUUUAUUGUAAGCAAUUCCAUAAUUUAGCAAAUAAGCCUGUAUUGUUUGAGAGUUUUGUUCAGACUUGCAGAAGACUUAGCGCAGUUAUGUGACAUUGUUGCAAGAAGUUAAUACAUUCUUUGUGUCUGCAUUACCUUUCAGAAUUCUUGUUGUCAAAGACUAUCUAUUUAGUGCAUCUUACGACAGGACUGCUCGGUGCUGGGAUAUAGAGACAGCCAGACAGUUGCAGGUCUUUCAGGGUCACCGAAACUGUAUUCUGGCCUUGGCACACUUUUCAUCGAAUGACCUCUUGGACGAAUCCGACAUAGAAGCCAAUGACGUGAAAGAAUUCAUUGUUACCGGGAGUACGGAUUGUACAGUUAAAGUCUGGGAGGCAUCCAGCGGGUGUUGCUAUCAGACUUUACGUGGACAUUCUGGGGCCAUACUAUGUAUUGUUCUCGAUGCCCCAAACAGUGAGCUAUUCUCUGGUAGCACUGACCACACCAUCCGGAGGUGGAAUAUGGCAACUGGAGACCAACUUAAAUUAUAUCGAGGACACCAAGGGUCUGUUAUCUGCCUAGAGGUAAGAAAACAAGAACUUGAAGCAGUAAUGAAACUUCAAAUUACUAAGCAGCACGUGCAACAGCUUAAACUAGUUAUACUUGGAAGUCAGUUUAAAGAUCCAUAGACCUCACGUUGACGUUUCGCAGGCUGGAUUCUGAGUAUAACUGGACUUAGAUAGUGGGUCUAUUUUCCCAGCAUAAGCGCUGGCUUUGUACAAUGCUUGAAAUAGGCCUGUAAACACAGGUACAUUGUUGCGCACUAAUAAUAAAAAAAAAUGUACGCAGUUAUUUUACUUUUCUAGCAUACAGCAAGCUAACUUGUUUUUGGCUUGUACUUCUGUAUACAUACUUUAAUAGUUUAGAUAUGUGCAGUUUGGUUUUGUGUUAUUUUAUGAUAAUAUCUUAUCUGUUGAUAUUUACUGUGUGUACUGUAUCUAUGUAUGAAUGUAUUAAUUUAUGGGUAUUGGCUUCUUGUUCCUUUACCAUUUUGAGGUUAUUUUAAGUAGGUUCCAUUUGAUCUAAUUUAAUAAUUACCAUUAACCUUUUGACUUCCGCUAUUAGUCAUUUUGGCUAUUGUGGUUCAUUCACUUAAAAGGUUACUAUAAGCACCUUGAUCAUUUCAGCGACUUAAAGUGGUUAUGGUGCUUGAAAUCUGAAUGAGAGGUUAAAGAAUUAUCCUGCCAGUGUGGGACAAGAGUUCAGGAUGGGCGAAUGUUAAUUCUGUGCAUUUUGGGCAUCUGUAGUCAGCAUGAAUAGUAUGCUGGCAACACACGGCGGGUGGUGGGACGGCAGCCCCCUCUCUGUGCUUGUCAAGUCCAAAUCCUCCCCUUAUGAUGUCCCUCUCCUGUAAGUGAGGGGGACCGACAUCACCAAAGGAUGAUCAGGCUAUCAAGAGAACUUGGCAUUGGCAUGGGAUUUAAAGGUUUACUCAAGCACCAUUGCCACCUGAGGGAUUUGAAGUGGUGAUGGUGCCUGGAGUCCAUUUGUGCAGUGUUUUGUAAGGAAACUCUGCACAUACAGAGAUUAACCCCUCUAAUACGCCUCUGGCAGUGCCAUUGGGGUGUCAUUAGACAGCAGUUCUGGGUGGCUUAUGUGAAUUCUGUUCACAUUUGGCAUCUCAAGCCAGCAUGCCAGUCAGCCAAUGGUGCCAUUGCCUGUUCUCCAUGACAUCCCUCCCCAUCAGCCAAAGAGGACUGGUCUACAGGGAGAAUUUUCCCUCGGCGUUGGUACGGAGGCACGUUGAAACUCUAUUUUUUUCUUUUACGUUUAGGGAGCAAGCCAGCAGAGCAAGGGUUACUCUAACCAGAAACACUGUUUUAUGAAAACACUGUUUUUUGGUUGGAGUAACCUUUUUGGGUGAGUUUAUCCUUUCUUCCUUUUUCUAUGUGGAGACCACGCCAGCAAAGCUUACUUCAAACAAAAACAGUAUUUUAAUAAACAAUGCGUUUUGAUGAUUUGGCAACAGACUUAUACAAUGCAGGCCAAAAUAACCAAUCUGUAAAUAUUCCUAUAUUGUAUACAUGCACAAAAAAUAUAUUUAUUUUUGUUUAGUCUCAAAUGUCAGUAUUUUUUCAUAACUUUAAGUUAGUGAAAAUAAUGUUUAGCGUUUCAUAAAACAUUUGUUAUUCUGGUAAGCAUCUUUAGCUGAGUCAGACUCCAGACAUUUUUAUACGGUGCAAAUGUAGCCAGAACACUCCGUCAAUAUAAGUGGGAGCCACAUGAAAUAUAUCUCUUUCUCUUAAUCAAAUAUUUUCUGUCGAUUACACUCUGCAACAUGCGUUGUAAAAAUCUGACAGAAUUAUUAUAUAAAUAGAUUCUGUCCACACGGACAUUUAUAUCUACUGAGUUUUCAACAGUAAAUCUGUGAACUGUUCCCCAGAUGUUUCACGGAGAGUAAUUGACAAAAUAAGAAAUCGUGCUGCGGGCGAUGAAUAAAAAAUGUAUCGGAAAGACAAUAAGCAAACCUACACGGACAGUGUCUACAUUUAAAGAGGCGCUGUCACUUGGGGUGUGUUUUAAUAUAUUGCAUUGACCACGCCACCUUGAAAGUAACGUCUUCUUCUGGGGAUAGGGGUGCAGUAAGGGAAAUAUUAUUACCCGAUACUCUCUACAUCAGUACUUCCAGUACUUUAUUCUUUACAUAGAUAUUAGUUAUGGUUAAUGCUGCUCUGAGUGUAAAACAUGGAUCUAUAGAAGGUUCAGUGGAAUCCUCCGUAGAGGUUUGUGACGAAAGUAACCUCAUCACUGGCUUUUGGAGGGGCCUGUUUGGCAGCCUCCUACCCUGUGAUCAUGGCCCUGUGACAAGCUGAACCUCGUCAAGGAUUCUUGGAGGGGCCUGCUGGCCAGCCUAUUGCCUUAGGACUAUGGACCUGCAAUAUACCUUGCCCAAUGCACUUUAAAAGGCUCUGUUCAUGUGAAGUAUGCACUUUUGUACUCCAGGCAGAGAGACCGACCGUUAGCCCUAAUUCUCUGGAACUUUUUUGGGCAUGGGACCAUGUGCACGGUGGGUCAAAAAGAGACUUCCAUGAAACUUUUGAACCCCUGCUCUGAUCUGGGUGAUUUUGGGAUAUGUUAUUCACCCAGAUCAGGGCUAUCCCUGUGUUUUACGGGAUAUGUUGUAUUUUGGGGUACUUAAGAGACUUUGUAAAAUAUGUGUUUUUAUGUUUGGGGAUAAUUACAUUAAUACAUUAUCUACCUUAAUUGUAUCACAGGCAGAGGGGAGGGAUUGUGUGCUGUAUGUGGGAGUGUCAGGCAUUGUUACAUUUAUUCUAUUGGUCUGUAUAAUUUGUGUCCUGUGCCCCAUCAGGUCCAGUGGGUGUUCCCCUGGCCUGAAAAGUUGUAUAAAAAUCCAACCCAUACCAUUAAACUCUCAGAUCAUCUUGCACCUUCAUGAAGUCUUGGCUUCAUGAAGUCCUGGCUCAUGGGGAUUGGAGAACUACACUAUAUCACAAUACUCCCCUGAGUAUAAUCACUAGCUCUUCUAAGAGCUUUUCCUGCUACACUCUCUGGACUAGGAGAGGUCUACCUACUGGAAGCUGGAUCAUGGUCUUGGGUCCAGGGUGGGUGGUGAGUCCCCAACCAGGCUGCGGCGGUUCGUGGGGUUUACGGUAGUUAUGGUGUUCCAGUGCAGUGCUUAUGAUACUCGCAAGUACUAGGAAGCAGCGAUUGACAGAGGUACUCGGUCGGAGUGCCAGGCAGUCCGUCACAAGAUUCUUGCACUGCGCAUGCUCAGUAAGGUGCCAUAGGAACAGAAUAGGCUCAGACUGUUGUUCUAUGUACUAUAUAAUUUGCAAUAAUGCGACCCUUUAAUGUCAAAAAUACUUCUGGCAUCACAUUUCUGCUGUUAUGGAAUUCUUAAAUAAAAUAUUUUUGUAUGUAUCUAUGUAUUUAUUAAACAGAGAUCAUUCUUUAGGUUAUUGAACAUUACGUCCCAAUUAAGAUGCCCACUUUGGAUAGAUCCUGGAGUGAAUUGGGACUGGGUGACUGGAUUGCUAAUGUUUAUUUCCAUUUACAAAAUGAGUGUUUCUAUCAAAUUUCCUUUGACUUAUUUGAUCUGAUCAUCUCAUGCACGAGCAAGUUUUUCUACUUUGCAGUUAUCGCAAACUAAAGUGUAACCCACAUUAGCCUUUAAUUAGGCACUUAAAAAAAAUACCACUCUACAGUGUAACAUAACAUACAUGCAGUCCUAUAGAAUCCUUUUUUGUAUCAUUUUCAUUAAAUAAAUGUAAUAUAUUAAAUAUCCCAGAAAGGGGCAAAUUCCGUAUCCCAUCUUGAUCAAUAUAAGAUAUAUUAUUGAUUAAUUUGAUCCUCUGCUGUAUUUCACUAAUACUUCCCAUGCUAAAAUUCUGUUACUCCAUCCAUCUGAUAUUUUGUUAAUCACUGUCUCAUAAUUACAUGCACUGAGUAAAAUUAAUGUCACAUGUAACAGUUAUUGGUAACAUUGUAGAUUUGUCCUUAAGUCACAUUCAUACUAAAUAGAUUAGAACAACAACUAAUUUGAUGAAAAUGUGACACAUAUCUGAUAAGGCUGCAGUGGAACUAACUCAGUAAAUUAGUGGCACUACCUGGACAUUGUCUCUAGACCGCUAUGAAUGAAGCGGCUUUGAUUAUCCAGAGAAGCGAUGUGAUAAUUGGGAAUAGGAGUUGGUAGCACUCUCCUGUCAGUGUGAGACAGCGUGCCACUAUUCAUUGUGUCAUUAUUUUAUACACAGAGUUCCUGGCUUGCUGCUGGAUUCUCUCAUUUUAACCCCACAAUUCUCAUCAUGUAAUUCAGCUAAAUAAUUGUAGAUCUGGCUAUAAAUAGCAUGAAAUGGCUGUAAAUACCUUGUGGGAGUCUUUGUAUCCAGGCUACACAAAUCAGUUCACAGAGAAGCAGAGAACAUACAUACAGUAGGUUUUAAGUCUGGAUUCUGUGUCUGUGAACAUAAUGCACUGUGUUAAGGUGCUGCAAAUUCCUGGCGAGGCCCAAAAGUAUCAACAUAAUAGCUUGACAAAUACCACAUCAUGUGGCCGAAACGUUGUCCUGAUUGCUUGGAUGUUCUAACUAAAUGUAUUCUCUGUGAACACACACAGUAUACAAAUGUGUCUGUCUGGCAGGCUUUAAAGUGACCUUGUAUAACAUUUAAGUUUCAUUUUUUGGCCAUGAAGAAUAUUAGGUGUGUGCAGGGCCGGACUGGGAGAAAAAUUCGGCCCGGGCAUUUUUUUAACACAGCGGCCCACUAAGAAGGGGGCGGGGGCAGAGGAGGUGUGUUUUGUCAUCACCAAUGACAAACACGCCCCCUCUCAAAGUGAGCAUGUUGGUUCAAUGCUCUUCCAGGGCAGACCAUGCGCAGAGCUCUGCUGAAGAGCUCUAGCAUGAUAAAAAAAGCCCUGUAUUUGUUCUGCACAGUGCAAGCAAAUUUAAUAACAUGCUUGCACUGUGUUUCCUUGCAAAUUGUCUCUGGUGUCUCUAUAAAGAUACCAGGAAACAAAAAUGCCAGGAAAGAGUAUUGUGCAUGUGUUUGGAGCCUGCUUGUGGUAUUGCGUGAGCUGAUUGUGGUGCGGUAUUGUGUAAUAAGGUUGGUUUUAGUCAUGUUGUGUUUGUGGUGUAAUGUGAUGCAUAUGUGGCUAGGGGCUGUAGAGAAUGUGUGUAUUGGGGAUAUAGCAAGUGUGUGCAUACAGGCUAUAGUGUGUGUGUGUGUGUAUAUAGGUGAUGUAGUGUAUGUUUAGGGGUGUAGUAUGUGUUUGCUUACAAGGAAUCUAGUGUGUGUAUAGGGGAUCCAGAGUGUGUAUGUUAAGAGUGUAGUGUGUGUGUAUAUAUAUUUGGAAGUAUUGUGUAUGUGUGUGGUGCAGUGUGUGAUGUGUGUGAGAGUGCGGUGUGUGAGAGUGCUCUGUGUGAUGUGUGUGUGUCUGAUGAGUGUGAGAGUGCUGUGUAUGAUGUGUGUGAGAGUGCUGUGUGAGAGAGUGCUGUGUGAGAGUGCUAUGUGUGUGAGAGUGCGUGUGUGCUGUGAGAGACUGCUGUGUGAAAGAGUGCUGUGUGUGAGAGUGCUGUGUGUGAGAGAGUGCUGUGUGAGAGAGUGCUGUGUGUGAGAGUGCUGUGUGUGAGAGUAGAAACAUAGAAACAUAGAAACAUAGAAUGUGACGGCAGAUAAGAACCAUUCGGCCCAUCUAGUCUGCCCAAUUUUCUAAAUACUUUCAUUAGUCCCUGGCCUUAUCUUAUAGUUAGGAUAGCUUAUGCCUAUCCCACGCAUGCUUAAACUCCUUUACUGUGUUAACCUCUACCACUUCAGCUGGAAGGCUAUUCCAUGCAUCCACUACCCUCUCAGUAAAGUAAUACUUCCUGAUAUUAUUUUUAAACCUUUGUCCCUCUAAUUUAAGACUAUGUCCUCUUGUUGUGGUAGUUUUUCUUCUUUCUACUGUGAGAGAGUGCUGUGUGUGAGAGUGCUGUGAGAGAGUGCUGUGUGAGAGAGUGCUGUGUGAGAGAGUGCUGUGUGUGAGAGUGCUGUGUGAGAGAGAGUGCUGUGUGUGAGAGUGCUGUGUGUGAGAGUGCUGUGUGUGAGAGUGCUGUGUGUGAGAGUGCUGUGUGAGAGUGCUGCUGUGUGAGAGAGUGCUGUGUGAGAGAGUGCUGUGUGAGAGAGUGCUGUGUGUUAGAGAGUGCUGUGUGUUAGAGAGUGCUGUGUGUUAGAGAGUGCUGUGUGUUAGAGAGUGCUGUGUGAGAGAGAGUGCUGUGUGAGAGAGAGUGCUGUGUGUGAGAGUGAUGUGUGUGAGAGAGUGCUGUGUGUGAGAGUGAUGUGUGUGAGAGUGAUGUGUGUGAGAGAGUGCUGUGUGUGAGAGUGCUGUAUAAAUGUUAGAAUGGAUUGUGUGUGUAGGGGGGAGGGGGGUUAAAUAAAUAAAGUAGGCAUUAUGUCCCCCCCCUCCCUUCUUACCUUUAGCCUGGGAGGGGGGGGACCGGCACACUGAUCCCUGGGACUGGGAGGGGGGGUUCCCUGGUGGUCCUUGUGGUGAGAUCCGGUCGUUGCCAUGGCAACGCGCCGGAUCUCGCGAGAGGAACCCGGCGGAGCUCUAAUUUAGAGCUCCGCCGGGUCCUCUCUCCUAGCGGCUGUCUCCCUCCCUCUCCCCCUGCCCGCGGCCGCAUUAUACAGCAUGUGGGCCAGUGAGGGAGAUCUUUGAUUUCCCUCACCGGCCCUUCAUGGAAAACAGCGGGGCCGGCGCUCGGAUAGUGCCGGCCCUGCAUAGACCGGCAGGGGAGAUCCUGGGAGCUCCCCUGCCGGCCUCGGCCCAUGGCCACCGCGGCCCACCGGGCAUUUGCCCGGUGUGCCCGAUGGCCAGUCCGGGCCUGGGUGUGUGUCUGUUCCAGCUACAUGCAGCAAUCACAAUCAUUCACACACAGAGAUCUGUUCUAAGGGGCCCUAAGUGGGACUGGUUUAGUGAGGGGCCUUUUUCACACUAGUAAGAAAUGUAAUCCAUCUGUCCACAUUCUGAAUGCAUUAUAACAGUUAGAUUUAUUCAGUAAACUGGGAAUAUGGGGGAGUAUAAUAAACAGGAAAAAUUGGUUUAACUUGUUUUCAGGUACAACCUGGGGUCUGAAUACAAUGAGUAUUACCCACUUAAAAAAUACUCAUUAUAUUAACCUCGUAAGAAUGAAAGGCUGAGUUGACUUUACCAGGAUUUGAAUCUGUGAGAUACUGCAGCUGGAGCCCUAUCCACUGAGCUAUCUCUCCAAAAAUGUGAUACAUUGACCAGGAAAUGGCAUCUCUCUGUCCAAAUAGCAAAAUUAGUACAAUUCUUUCAGCUCAGCUAUGUUGGCCUAAAACAGUGAUGGCGAACCUUUUUGAGCCCGAGUGCCCAAACCGUAAUACAUGCCAAUUUAUUUUUCCUCAAAGUGCCAAAUCGGCAAUUAAACCUGAAUACCGAGGUUUAAGUUUAGAAAAAACAACUCAUACAGUUGUCCGAACUAAUUAACAUCUCUGUGUGUGUAUUAAGCAGUUUGUGUGUGUGCUCGGCAGUCUGUCUGUAUGUGUAUUUAGCAGUCUGUGUGUAUUUAGCAGUCUGUCUGUAUUUAGCAGACUGCUGAAUACACACACAGACUGCUGAGUACACAGUCUGCUGAAUACACAUACAGACUGCUAAAUACACACACACACACAGACUGCUGAGUACACACACACAGACUGCUGAGUACACACACACACACACACAGACUGCUGAGUACACACACACACAGACUGCUGAGCACACACACACACAGACUGCUGAGUACACAUACAGACUGCUAAAUACACACACACACACACACACACGCACACUGCUGAGUACACACACACACAGACUGCUAAAUACACACACACACAAACACACACACAGACUGCUCUGUACACACACACAGACUGCUGAGCACACACACACACACAGACUGCUGAGUACACACACAGAGACUGCUGAGCACACACACACAUACUGCUGAUUACACACACACACACACACACACACAGACAGACUGAGUGUACACACACAGACAGACUGAGUGUACACAGACAGAGUGCUGAGUGUACACACACUGCAUUGAGGGGUACAGUGUUUGUGUGUGGGGUGAUGUGUUUGUGUGUAGGGUGAUGUGUGUGUGUGUGGGGGGUGAUGUUUGUGUGUGUGUGGGGUGGUGUGUGUGUGUGUGGGGUGUGGUGUGUGUGGGGGGUGGGUGUGUGUGUGGGUGGGGUGUGUGUGUGUGUGGGGUGAUGUGGGGUGAUGUGUGUGUUUGUGUGGGGUGAUGUGUGUGUGUGUGUGUGUGUUUGUGUGGGGUGAUGUGUGUAGGGCAGGGGUGCUGUGUGUAGGUCGUCCCUUCCCCCCCCACUGUUUUCUUUCCCCCAUCUUCAGUUUUUUCCCCCCAUCCCUCCCUCAGUUUUCUUUCCCCCAUCCCACAUUCAGUUUUCUCAUCCCCAUACCUCAGUUUCCCCCCCCAUCUCUUCCUCAGUUUUCUUCCCCCCUCCCAUCUCUCCCUCAGUUUUCUCCCCCCCCCAUCUCUCCCUCAGUUUUCUUCCCCCCUCCAUCUCUCCUGGUUUUCUUCCCCCCUCCAUCCCUCCUUGUUUUCAUUCCCCCUCCCGCUGUCCUUGAUCUCCUACCUUGUAGCGCGGAGCUCAGUUUCCUGUACCCGGCCAGACAGGAGGUGCUCUCUCUGUGAGCACUUCAUUUCUGUCCGCCCGGGUACAGGAAACAUAAGUUCCUGUACCGCGGCGCGCUCGGCCACGCUAGACAGAGUGCCUGGCAGGAGGGAGCGCUAUGCGCUCACCUCCUGCCGGUCACUCUGGUUUUGCGCCUGCCGGGCCGGUGCACCCUAAGGCGGCCACUUGUGCCGCCUUAUGGAUGCGCCGGUGGAGCGCACCCUUCCUCCCUCCGGCGACCUGUGGCCGCAUGCCCACAGAGGGGGCUCGGCGUGCCAUAGGUUCGCCAUCACUGGCCUAAAACAUUCCAAUCUACUGUAUUUUCUUCAUAAUUUCUGUUUUAAUUAUUAACCCCAAAUGUAACAACAUAUCGGUAUCUCACUUGAAAAUCUCUCUCCCAGCCUCAUAGCCUGCUUAAAUGGACAAUAUAGGCACGCAGACCACUUCAACUCAUUUUAAGUGGUCUGUGUGCAUGUCCAUGUCCCCCUAAGCCCUGCAAUAUAAAACACUGCCGUUUCAUAGAAACUACAAUGUUUACAUUGCAGGGUUAAGACCGCCUCUAGUAGCAGUCCACCAGACAGCCACUAGAGGCACUUCCUGCUGUUUCACAGACUUUAACUCAGUUAAACAACGCAGGACGAGGACGUCCUCACGCUUUGCAUGAGUACACCCAGCUUCUUCAUAAUCCCUAUCCGAAAGCAUUGAUUCAAUGCUUUCCUAUGGAAAAGGCCCAAUGUGCUGUCAAUGCACAAUGCGCAUUAGGAUCCCACUUGGACUAACAUCAGAGAGGCGGAAUAAGGUGAGUGUGUAAAGGGUCAUUAACCCUUUAAUUGCUGCGGGGGGAUAGAGCACGGAAGCGAGAGGACACUAGUGUUAGGAAUACAGCUUUGUAACACUUAGUCCUAACACUAUAGUGUUCCUUUAAGAUGCUUAUAAGAUAGCGCCACCUAUACUAAUGUAAGUAAACUAACGCUAUUCUGAUCUUAGCACAUCUGAGAUCCAGGUUUAUACAGAGGUAAAGCAGGCAUAUGUGUUUGUUUUCAGCCCUUAUUGAAAUAAAUGUACGUGUUAACAGACAUUAAGAAUGUUCUUCAGUCAGCGACUCAUAAGAUAUGUUCUAGGGCAAUGGUUCCCAAAGUAUGGGUCGCGACCCACUGGUGGGUCACAGGGCGAUUCCCAGUGGGUCGCGCUGACCCUCACCUUGCAAUGUAUGCCGCCGGGCUCCCUCCAAUCAGUCUGCCCAGCACCUCCGGUCUGCAGCUCCGCCGGGUGCAGAGCUGCAGACCGUGUGAUAGAAGUCUCGUGAGCACCCAGAGCGUUACCAUUGUAACAUUUUGGGCGCUCGCAAGACUUUUAUUACACUGUCUGCAGCUCUGAACCCGGCGGAGCUCAGACCGGAGAACCACAGGACCACCAGGGAAUUUAUUACAGGUAGGAUACAGCCCCCAGACCAUGUCGCCCCCUUCAUGCAACUCCUUUUCUAAUUGCCCCCUGUAACCCAUCCACUCCCCGCCCCCCUGUAAUCCCUUCUGGCCCUGCCCCCCCCCGUAACCCCUUCACUCCCUGCCCCCCUGUAACCCAUUCUGGCCCUGUCCCCCCCUGUAACCCAUUCACUCCCUGCCCCCCUUGUAACCCCUUCACUCCCUGCCACUCAUGUCCCUGUCAAUGGAUGAUCCUGCAGUCUCGCAGGAUCCUCUAUACUAUAUAGACCUCUCACUGAUGGACGAGAGUACAACGCUGUCAUGGCCUACUGGCAGCUGUAAUUUCUGGACGCUGGAACUGUAGAGGACUGGCUGGAAAAGUAUGGUGGCGGUCACAAGCGUUGAGGUAAGUAGAACUCCCCUGCACCCCGCCGCAUUCGUGCACCCAGUGACAAAGUCGGCGUCAGGGAUCUUUGCAAAUUAUGCACAGAACCCAGACGGUGACAGGGUCGCUUUAAAUGCAAUUAUGGGUCAAAGUUCUAAACAUGGAGUAAUCAGCAUCAACAUUUAAUUGGUUUCCAUGGUGAUUGCCCCACUUCUAGCACUGUUCCUCAUAAAUGCUCUUUAUAGGUCAUCUUAAUUCCAUCAAGUAACAGUUUAUAAUUUACAGCAUGUGUGAUCUAUUCACUCUGGAAUAAAAUGAUGGAAUAAAUAAAUGAUUUAUGUCACUAUGUGCUCAGGGAGAUAGAAACAGGCCCGUGAACAAUCCGCAUUUUGUUGUGAUGAUGUGAUACUGAGGUUUCAAAUGAUCACAAGAGGUUACUCUGUAUCUGAACAUGAUGCACGGAAUUCUAGCUAGAUCCCAGGACAGGAUUGUGUUGGAAUCAGAGACAUAUUUAUUACAGGAGUUAUCUAUCAGUACAUCAUGCAGGACAGGUUUAUUCCAUUGGAGAGAAAAUCGUUAAUCAAGCCAUAAGUGCUAUAAAGAUUUCUGGUAGAAAUGUGUUUUUUUUUUUUUAUCGUAAUAUGUGCGUUUAUUAAAGCUGCUCAGAGAAAUAGCAAAGAAUCCAUUGUAAAGCAAGAACUGAUCUUCAUGUUAAAAUACUAUCCACAUAUUCCUAUCUUUUACUUGUCAUUACACGACUUGUAUAUUCGUCUCAUGUUUUCGUUAAAGGCACACACCAAGCACCAUAACCACAUACAUUCCUUCCUGUGCCAGCAGAGCCCUGGUACUCCCCACAUCCUCCCCAUUGUGUGUGUGUGUGUGUGUGUGUAUAUAUAUAAUCAAAAUUAUUUGAAUGGUUUAACUUACCAUCUUACCUGAAGUCUGCCAGGCUCUGCUUCCCACCUCCACUACUAACUCUGGAGAGUCAUAUGCCUAACAUGGUCAGCUGUAGCAGUUAUAAGAGUAGGAGUACCCUGGCCGCUUUCCGGUAAUGGGGCAAUCCAUUAAGUAACAGUUUGCACUCUUACCUGGGUUCACACUAGGCUCUGAGGCUCAUCUUCUUCUUGGUGAUGGACUUCCGGCUACUGCACAGCUAAAGAAGCCAACGCAUUUACCAUUCACGUACUGAGAGUGUCAGCUGGCCACCUUCAGCCAAUGAAUGGCACUCUGUGCAAAAACAAUGCUCAGAACUGAAAUAAGCCUGGGACUCUUCAUCCGUGCUGGCUGAUGACACCCCAUGAUGCUGUUUCACAGCGAAACACUGAACAUACAGACUCCAGACACCAAGACAAUUACAAAUCACUGAAAUUGUCAUGGUGCUUGGAGUAACACAUUAAACUCCUUUAAUGCAGUCUUAUCUUGAAACAGCACAGUAGGUUCCAUAGGUCUGGAGAUAUCAGAUGGUGGUACUGAAACAAUUUAAAGACCAGGCAACCUCAGAGAAAUAAUAGUGCUCUCUGGACCAAACCAGAAAAAGUUAUUAUAAGGAGAAUUACAGUAUAUACUCGAGUAUAAGUCUAGUUUUUCAGCAAAUUUUUUGUGCUUAAAAACCCCUACUCGACUUAUACUCGAGUCACUGUCUGUAUUAUGGCAACUUAGAGAGCCGCGGCCGUCAGAGCCAUGGCAACGAUCCGCGCGGCAACCAGACCGCGAGACUUAUAGUGGAGCUGACCGAAACGGAGGAGAAGGGAGCUGACAGGAGCUGCAGGAAAGGUAAGUAAAUGCUUCCUGCCGGACCCCCCACUUCACAGCCCAUGCCACUGGACCACCAGGGAUUAAGAUAGCCCCCCUCCCUGACCAGUUAACAAGCAGGGAGGGGGGACAAAAAAAAAAUUAAAAUAAUAAAAAAAUAAUAUUAAAAUAAAAAAAAAUUAAAUAAUAAAAAUGCCCUCCCCCCACCUAGUUCACACACACUACACAAACACACACUCUGCAUUAUAUACACAGAGUGUGUGUAUAUAAUGCAGAGUGUGUGUUUGUAUGAGUGUGUAUAUAAUGCAGAGUGUGUGUUUGUAUGAGUGUGUGUGUAUAUAAUGCAGAGUGUGUGUUUGUAUGAGUGUGUCUGUGUAUAAUGCAGAGUGUGUGUUUGUAUCAGUGUGUGUGUAUAUAAUUAUAAAAAUCACAGAAUUUCAUAGCCCCAAGUUUUACCCUCGACUUAUCCACGAGGCAUAGCAUAUUUCACAAUUGUUGGUCACAAAACUGCACUCGACUUAUACAUGAGAUCGACUUAUACACGAGUAUAUACGGUACUCACACUUUAAGGAGCAGGCACACCGCUCUACGAAUAAAUCUUAUUUGUGGACCCAAUCCUUGGUUAGGAUUAGGAAGGUAGGAACCUACUGCGCUGUUUCAAGAUAAGAUUUUUCUCUAUAUAUUGUUAUCUCACUAAAAACACGAUACAUUCCACAUCUGGACUUUAUCUUUGUUUUAUCCUUUGUUUUUUUGUUGUUUCCUACCUUUAAGGGACACUUUUAGGUCUAUUGCAGAUAUUACACAGUUUUUUUAUGUUUUUUGGCGCAUGCUGGUAUUUUCAAUUUUUUUUUGUCUCCACUGGUUUUGUGGAUUUUUGGAGGGAAUCCCCUACCUUUCAGAUUUGCUGCCUCCCCAUCUAAUUUUGUUCAGUUUUCUAAGCGCUGCUGCACACUCUUUGAUUUUCCCUCUUUUUAAAAGGAACCUUUUAACAUAUUGUUUCUGUUCAUUUUGUUCAUUUGUUUUUCAUAACUUGUUAUUUUUUACUAUUUCCGACUGUACAAUGCUGCGGAAUGUGCUGGCAUUAUAUAAAUAUUAAUUAGAAGAACCUUUUCUACCACUGUAUGCAGACGCGGUUUCUGUAAAAUUUCUCCCGGUGUUUCAGGUCCUAUGAUUACAUGUUGAACAUAAUUUGUUACAAGGUUUUAAUUACCAAAUUGGUCACCAAGACCAGAUUGGAAAUAAACAUUGGGAUCCAAACUGAGGCCUUUUCUUGCACUGUGCCUGGUAAUCGUUAGGUGUGAUUAUCUUCUGUGUGCAUUCUAGAUAAACCCAUAAUGAAAUGGAGUACUUUCUGCUGAUCGAGCAAAAAUUUGAGGUAUUAUAUUUAGUAUUACAUUCCAUUAAAUGCUAAAUAUUUAGGAACACUUAUGUUUGGUCUCACUUUACCAAAAAAAACAUCUAAAUAUGUAACCAUUUAUCUACCAGAAUGGAGCAUAAACUUUUUAAUUUUAUGUAUUUUGCAGAAUGAUAUUUAGUCCACAAAGCCACACUUAUUUCCACUCUGGUUUUGAUUAGCAGCAUGUAGAGGAACAAUUUUAUCUUGCUGAAGCCACUUGUGACUGACUUAAUGCCUACAAGUUUACUGAAAAUGUCAACUCACCCACUGCUCCAGUAGAUGUAGGUGUAGUGUCUUUGUAGUGGAUGUAUAGUGGGUGCAGUGUCAGUGUUUGUGUAGUGGGUGCAGUGUCUGUGUAGUGGGUGCAUUGUCUGUGUUUGUGUAGUUGAUGCAGUGUAGUCCGUGUAGUUGAUGCAGUGUAGUGGAUGCAGUGUCUGUGUGUAGUGCAUGUACUGUAUGUAGAAUCUCUGUGUAGUGCAUGUAGUGUGUGUAGUGGAUGCAGUGUCUGUGUGUCGUACAUGUAGUGCGUGUAGUGGAUGCAGUGUCUGUGUGUAGUACAUGUAGUGGAUGCAGUGUCUGUGUGUAGUGCAUGUAGGGUGUGUAGUGGAUGCAGUGUCUGUGUGUAGUACAUGUAGUGUGUGUAGUGGAUGCAGUGUCUGUGUGUAGUACAUGUAAUGCAGGUAGUGGAUGCAGUGUCUGUGUGUAGUACAUGUAGUGUAUGUAGUGAAUGCAGUGUCUGUGUGUAGUACAUGUAGUGGAUGCAGUGACUGUGUGUAGUGCAUGUAGUGUGUGUAGUGGAUGCAGUGUCUGUGUGUAGUACAUGUAGUGUGUGUACUGGAUGCAGUGUCUGUGUGUAGUGCAUGUAGUGGAUGCAGUGUCUGUGUGUAGUGCAUGUAGUAUGUGUACUGGAUGCAGUGUCUGUGUGUAGUACAUGUAGUGUGUGUACUGGAUGCAGUGUCUGUGUGUAGUACAUGUAGUGUGUGUACUGGAUGCAGUGUCUGUGUGUAGUACAUGUAGUGUGUGUACUGGAUGCAGUGUCUGUGUGUAGUACAUGCAGUGUGUGUAGUGGGGCUGUGAGGGGCGAUCAGUUUUCUUAAAAUGUAUUCCCUCCUCCUUGCCUCCUACCUGUGGUCCAGUGACACAUAUGUCCUGUAGAGAGGGGGCCCAGAAGUAUCUUUCCCUCCUGCACCUGUAUGUCUUCUCCUCUCACGAACCGAUUGAGUGUUGCCGCUGGUUGCUAUGGGAAUACUCCGCAUAUGGCAGAGCAUUGCCAUGGCAACCCGCGGCAACGCUCUCACGGUUUGCGAGAAGAGCAGAUAUGAAGCUGCAGGAGGAGAACUUUAGACCUCUGGGCUCCCUCUCUACAAGACAAGGUAGCAGGGGCCCAAAACUACAUAUAUAUAUAUAUAUAUCGGUAACCGCUAUAUAUAUGCAUAGGCGGCCCAGGCUCCACAGCAGGUACUUUACAGUGUACAGGGGCGGCAAAAUGCCACCCCUGUAAAAGUGCCACCUGGAGUCGUGGCCCCACUGGGGACAAUGGACGGGCCAGCCCUGCUUGCUUCAAAUAUAUGGUAUUCUAACAUGUUUGUAAUCAAAAAGUGCUUGGUAGUGAAGGGGUUAAGGGUUUAUCCACUAAACCAUGAAAGUUUUUGGAAUUCAGGCCAACACUACACAAGCUGUCACUGGUUUAAACUUUACAAUUAAAUUAAUGACCAUAGUCCUUUCUCAAAUCAUCCGAGCAACUGAUUUCCUUAACCAAUGAGCCAUUUUACUGGCUACAGAUCAGUGCAGAGGAAGAUGGAAUUUGUAACAUUGUUGAGGAUGAUAAUAUUUGAGGUGCCAAUAGGCACAUUAUUCUUAGGCUUCCCUACUCACAUCCCCUCUGAAUUUUAUAAAAUAAGGAAAAAUAUGACAUUUAUAGUCACACGCCCAUAGGCAGCUGCCUAGUCUGCCAAUUGGUAAAUCCUUCUCUGAAAGAUUUAUAGUUUGGCAAAAGAUAGACGUCUUUGUUGCUGAACCCUGGCUUGACAUGACUGAGUGAGUGAGUAAAGCAGUAGUUCAUCUGGUAGUGUAAUGGACUAGGUUUCCCAUGAUGCUUUGAAAUGAUGACCCAUGUGACUGGCUGAGCAAUGUGCGAAGUGCUAUUCAAACCAACUGAGGUGCCAGAGGUUAGCCAACGGUGCCAAAGGUUAGCCAACGGUCUAUUCACCAAACCUCAUGCUUCCUGUUUUUAGUUCGGGAAGACUGGCUGACCUGUGACCUCCAGAGGUAAGUUAUACAGGUCAAAAGAAACAUCUGACAUUUAAUACGCAAAGGUUUCCAGUUUGAUAUUCUUUAGAGACAUUAGAAUUCAAAAGUUGUUUUUGACCCGGCCGUGCACCUCUUAAUCUUCUCGAUGGUUAAAUAAGACGAUUUUAAUGCAUUGUGAUAGAUUCCUGGUAAUAUGAACUUUGUUUCUUACCACCAGCCAAAAUAAACUCAAAAAACACAUAAUGUGUCUCCCUCCUGCUGUAAGCACCAGUCGAUUAGCAUCUGUAAUUCUAUCCGUGGAUCAUAUAAUAAAAAAAGAACAAUAAUAAUUAGUUGGCAGACCUUUCAAGGUAUUUUCCCCAGCGUAGUUUUCCUAGAAAUCCCUUUGACUUAAAACGCAGCUGUUAUUGAAGGGGAACAUCUUUGUGUUGGAGGUCGAACGAAACAAACGAUGUGGAUGACAGCAUGGAUCAUUGGGUAAUAUUGACACGUACAUGGGUUGUGUAUUUAUACAAGUUAAACCAUUAUUAGAUUUUAGCUGACUGCAGCCGGCCAGCCAAAAAAAGGAAAAACGAACGCAUAGUUGAAAAGGACUAAAAUAUUUUUCUUGGUUGGAAAUCUUUGUGAUUUCAUUAGCCUGACCCCCUUCCCAAUGGUAAGGACAUGAUAUUAGCUUGCAUGGACAACGCGUGUACGGAGGCAUUGUUCCAACACUGCAGGCUCCCACUAGCAAUAUAAAUAUUCUGGGUUAUGUGGAGUCAUCGAUGGGGUCAACUUAUUCUAGAGAACUGGAUAUCGCUGCACUUGGAAAUGCGGAAUCAUCAAAGUAUCCAGAGAGAGGCUUGGAGUGAUAGGAAAGCACUUCAUUGAAUCAUAUGACUAUUCCAUCAAAGGCAAUGUUACUUCUAAACAGUGUACAGACUCAUACAGUGCGAAUUGCAGGGAUUCAACGCGAAUUUUAAAUUUUUUAUUCAAAAUUCUCAAAGUGUCAAACGUCUCCAUAUAAGCUUUAAUUUUGUUUCAGAUAUUUUGGUCUGAAAUAUAAAAUGUAAUCUGAAUUUGCUUUAAAUUUCUGAUGAGUCACAUAGUAAAUACCCCGAAUGACAAUAAGCUCACUCCUGUAACAUGUAAUGUAGCACGCCUCUAAUUAUGUAUACACUAGAGCCAUUCCUCCCCAGUGCCUCUCUUUUCAUUCCUGCUGUCUGUUUUUUUUUUUUUCAGCAGCUCAGCAUAUUUUCCCACUUUUGCGCUGACCACAAAACUUUUUUUUUUUGUGUGUGGGUAUUGUGAUAUUUCCUACGCAUUAAGGUAAUUUUGUGCUGCAUAAACUGUGUCAGACCACCUAUGUGCUAAGAAGCAUAGUAUGUUAUACUUAUUCAAAUUAUUCAGUGUACAUUGUGUAUAGUGAAAACAUUAUUUAACUUUUUCAUUAUGUGUUCCCUGCGUAUACUUUUUUUGCGAGUGAAAAUUAAUGUUAACUUUUAUGUGUAUAUUGUAUGUUUUGUGAAGGUUUUUUUUUUUUUUGGUUACAUGUAUAUUUUGACUUAAUAAAGUCACUGACCCUUUUAUUUGAUAAAUUCCAAUUAUUUAUAUAGCAUUGACAUAGUACUCAGCGCUGUACAAUAGGAAACAAGACGAACAUUUAAUUCUAAGAAAACAAGUAUGACAUACGAGAUCAGUCAGGAGGUCAACCAGCACUCGAGUUAUGUUUACAUAGUAAGUGCUGAUAGGAGAAGGGGUGCCUACCAAUUAUGACUGUAGAGUUGGUCUUAGUAGCAGCACAGAUUUUUAGACAGUAUUUAUGUUGUAUCAAUAUCUUCUUAACAGACAACAUGAUGUAAUGUACAACAUUCGGACACAGGGGACAUGAAAGACAGUUCCACGUAAUGACCUGACCUACAGCUUCCAGACCUCAAGACUUGUAUUGAGACUUUAGAGACAAUUUGUGAUCUGUGUUCUAGAUUGCAUUGUAUUUCUAUAUCUUGAUGUAGAAAGAAUGGUUGGCUAAAAAGAUGAUGAGAUAGUUUAGAGUUGAAAGCUCCAGAUGUGAAUCAUGGUAAGAUCACCCCAUCAUUUCAUUCCAAGAAGGUCCAUAGAAACAGUACCAUUGAAGGAACACUAUAACACACAAACAUGUAUCCUGACCCUAUACUGUUAAAACUACCAUCUAGACUCCCUUGCCCCCCUAAACCUAGUAAAAUCUUACUUGUAUUAAAGUUUGCAGUUGCUGGCUCUGCCCCUGAUCUGCCUGCUUGGCUGACAUCAUCAGAAAUGUUGUUCUGUAAACCUGAUGGAAUGGAUUGCCCAUUGAGCAAUCUGAGAUACCUGUCAACAACUUAACUUCUCCAAAGAAUAACAGAAUAAGAGUUCUGUUUUAGAACGGGAUGAGUUGACAUUGUAUUAAGAUACCCAAUAACGUAACAGUUAAAUGUAUGACCUGGAUGUACAGAAUGAAUUAGUUGGAUGUUAUAUUUUGGCUUGUUUCUGUGAUCACCAUGAACUUUUGACAUGUUCUUACAGAUGGUGGGACGCCACAUGUAUUCGGGCAGUGCGGACCGGACAGUGAAAUGCUGGUUAGCAGAUGGCGGGCAAUGUAUAAGGACUUACAAAACUCACAAACACAAUGUCAGCACCUUGAAAUAUCAUUCUGGAUUCUGUGAGUUAUCUCAAAGUUACUUGUUACUGUAUUUGUUUGGACAUAAAUACCAAAAUUGUCAAAGCCCCCUACUCGAGGGCAAGUAAUUCACAAGGUUUUUAGGAUACCACUGAGUGUUAUAUUUAACCAAAACAGAGAGCAAUGCUCGAGCAAAGUGUUUAAAGGGUUACUCCAACCACCAUGACCACUUUUGCCUUUAGAAGUGAUCAUGGUGGCAGGAGUCUGUAUGUGCAGUGUUUCUACCUAAAACACUGGACAUAUACAGAUAAUUGCACAAAAAAGUACUCCCAACUGUUUUCCAAAAAUUUUCCCAAUUGUCCAUGAGAUGAAAACUGACCCUAUAUAGCUCUCAGCAAAUAUGCCAAAAUUGUAUUUUGUUUGCUGUAAGUUUCACGCUUGGUGUAAAAGACAAUACCGAGGCAGCUAUCUUUGUAAAAUUUAGAAAAAUAUCAAAAUAUAGAAGUGAGCAAAGAAAUUCAAAUACACAUUUUUAAUGCAGUUUGAGUUUAAAUAAAAGAAAAGGGCAAAUGGAAGGGUGAGUUGGAAACCACCAGGGGGAAUACACAAGAGAAUAAACUAAAAACAGUAUUGGGAGUCCAGCCAAGUAAGAUAUAUGUUGACUUGUGUUUUGUUCUGAGCAGAGAUAAGCGCUUUCAUUUUUUUAUUACACAAGCCAGAUUUCAGUUACUGCUCGUACUUCAUUAAAAUAAAUGGUAAAAAGCAUAAAGUAUAGAAACAGAUGUUCUGAUGUGGUAUUACACCAUUUUAAUCUUUCAUCUGUUCCUGAUUUUGGGUCCACACAAGGGCCCACCUGCAGCUUAAAUUAUGACACUCAAUCCUUCUGGUUAAAAGUUGAAAAAAAUCACGUGCUUUCUAAAGACUCUACAGCGUGGUCUGGCGAGUCGUUUUAGUGGAUAAUGAAACGACUGAAUAUAAUUACUCUGUAAUGUUCAUGGCGUGCGCUAUCUGCUGUGGAUUGAGUUGAAAUGUCACUGUUUUUAAUCACGCUUCUGUGUUCUUUAACAAUACACAUUAGUAGCAAGGGGAAAAUAUAUUUUUUGGGAUUUUUUCAGCAAUAGGUCACUGUUGUUUUAUGGUUUGUAUCUGAUAACUUAGGUCCAUCUCACAAAUAAAGCCUUAAUGCAUAUUAAGAAUCUAAAUGUAUAUAUUACAUUAUUAUUAUUAUUUAAUAAUAACAUACAAUUUAAUUAUUAUUUUAAUAAAAUAUAUUAAUAAUGUUCGCUCUUCUAAAGUAAAGCUCUGAAGGCUGAUGAUUUAGGUUCAGCCUUGGCUUUAACCCCUUAAGGACCAAACUUCUGGAAUAAAAUGGAAUCAUGACAUGUCACACAUGUCAUGUGUCCUUAAGGGGUUAAAGAGACACUUUGGUAAUGAUGACACAAUAACUAACUAGGACUUAGGAGGUUUUUAAUAAAAGCACAACUAACAGCUGUUUUAUGUUAUAUGGAUCUGCAUGGCCGUUCUGGCACAACCAGGCAUUCAAUGCAAGUUUCAAAAUACCCCAUGGUUCCUUGAGUGAGUCUCAUGACGUAUGGCCAAUCCAGAGCAUUUGCAGUGAGUCUUAAUCACACAAGCGAUCUCUUGGUUCUGUGUUUUGUACUUUGCACAUUUUUCCUCUAGAGCAGGGUUCUCCAAACUCUGGCCCUCCAGAUGUUGCUGAACUGCAACUCCCAUGAUUCUUGGAAUGAAACAGAUAGCCAGAGCAUCAUGGGAGUUGUAGUUCAGCAACAUCUGGAGAGCCAGAGUUUGGAGAACCCUACCCUAGAAUAAUAUUAACCAAAGGCUAAAGGUUCUAGCAGGCUGUUAACAGAGAGAGAUUCCAGACCACAUUAGACCCACUGUACAAAAAGCAAAGCUUAACAUUUAGUCUCUGGGCUCUGCAGAACUGAAACAUUUCAGAAUUAAAGAGACAGAUUUUUAUUUUGACACACACACAUUAAUCUUUAGAUUACCCCCUUUCCAGAAAAGAAUCUUCGUGUUUCUAAACUAUUACAAAUACUUUUCCCAUGUAGAAACUGGUGGGGGGCUGCCCCCGGCACUCCUAUGGACGAGCCACACUGGCACCAUUAUUAUCCUCUUUCUAUUGGAUAUUCUUAUCUGUAUUUAUGUCCCCAUCAGUUACGUCCUUUUACUGGAGUGGAAAAAGGAUGUCAAAAAACAGAUUAAGGAACAGCGCACUCAAAAAAAUAUACAGUUUUAAAUCUUACAAGGCUACUUAAAAUCCCUUAUCUUAGCAAACAAACAUGGGGAUUCAGUUACACCAAAUGGCCAUAUUGUGUUAAGUCCACCACUGCGUAACACGAUACCCCAAUAACAGGGGUUCUACACUCAUUUUAACACGGGAGAUAAACAUGCUAACUGCAAUACAAAAAGUGACCAAAAUGCAAAGUCCAAUGUUUAGGCAAUAAGCCACCGCCUAAUAAAACAAGUAUAAACUUCAGUGUUUAAUAAGAGAAUUACAUGCAAGUGGACAGGGACUUACCCAUAUAUUUCCGACAUGAACAGUUGGUUUGUCAUAUAUAAAAGAAAAGAUACAAUAGUGCAAUAUUGUAAAAAUAAGUAUAUGUGAGGGAAUAUGAAUGUUCACAAUUGUAGAGCCUUAUAAGCGCUGUGGCUCUGAAUCUAAGCAUUUGCUCUGCCUUUUGGUGGCAAUGCAACCUCUUCUGUGGAUCUUUCAGAUUACUCCAGUAAAGUAUGUACUAAACAGGAGACACAAGAUAUAGAGAAUAGUGCAAUAUAAUUUUAUCAUAUAGGUAGCAAUGUAGAUUUGUUCAUUUUCUCACUGUUUCUGGAGCCCUUAAUAUGCUAGGUCCAUUCCAAGCUUUAGCACAAUUUGUUGCAGUUUCGAUGCCAGCUCACCAAAUCUCACUAUGUAGUGAAUAAACUGUUGCAUUCAAUAUGCAUACUAUGGCUCAUUAUCCGACAAAGUGGAGUUGCCCAAAUUGUGAAUUAAGGUGAAUGGCUGUGAUGCAGUGCUCAAUGGAAAUCCACCAUGACCAAAAAGUGGGCAAAUUGACGUGUGUGUUGGGUUCACAGAAAAGCCUGCAAGUCAGCCAACCUGGGUGCCCAUCAUCUGUCUGUCUGUGCUUUUGUCUCUGUCUAUUCGGCUCUAAUCUAAUGUUAGUCAUCGGUGGCAUAUAAUUGCCAAAGUGUUAUGAUAGUGGCUGCCAUUGUUCCUUAAUGGGUUAAUAGAUGAGGUUUAAAUCUGUAGUAAACAUGUCAGCCUUGUCUCGUGACAUAUGUUUAGAUCCAAAGCUCCAGCACAGCAGGUUGCUAUAGCCCGGGCAGGGCGGAGUGCACAGCUGAAUGACUUUAACGCAUUACAGUUAAUGGCCGAGAUACAGAGUGAGGCCAACACAGUUCACUGACUGAGCUUAGCUUUAGCAAGCACUGUUUAAAAGCCAUCGCCCUCUGAUUUAUUACAUACUCGAGUCAAAUCCACUGAGUCUUGUAAAAAUAAAAUUCAUUGAUCAUUGCCAAGGAUUUCCAUUUUGGAGAAUAUUCUCUGUAAAGGGCAAUCCGAGCAGCAGAAGAGCAGAUAUAGCUAUGAAACUAAUGAAUGGAACCUGUGCAUGUAGCACCUGGUUUUGCCAAUAGGCAUCUAUGAUCUACCAAUAGGCACCUGUCCACUAGAGUUGUAUAUCCUGCCUAAAGAUGUUUAUCCUUUUGCUAUGGUUAUUGAAAUUUUAUUUUAUUCUGGAGGUAGAGAGAGAUGUACAUCCUGGCUCUUUUGUGAAUCCUCGAAAUAUCAUUGAGCAUGCAGCAUAGAGAUGGAGAUAUUGGUGUCAGAAUUCUCUGCCUACAGGCUCAUGAGUCGUGAAUCCUCCACGACCCACUCCCUCCACUGAGUUCAGAAGUCUUGGAAAGCUGGAGGCAUUAAAGGACCACUAUAGUGCCAGGAAAACAAACUUGUUUUCCUGGCACUAUAGGGUCUUUGGGUCCCCCCCACCCUCUGGGUGCCCUUCCUGCCGGGCUGAAGGGGGUGAAGGGGGAGGAAGGGGUGAAAUUUUUACCAUUCUCCAACGCCGGGCUCCCUCGGCGCCGGGGACUCUCCUCCCUCUUCCGACAUCAGCGCUUUGAGUCAGUCCAUUUCUCAAUGCUUUCCUAUGGACGCUGGCGUCUUCUCACUGUAAAAAUCACAGUGAGAAUCGUGGAAGUGCCUCUAGCGGCUGUCAAUGAGACAGCCACAAGAGGCUGGAUUAACCCUAUUGUAAACAUAUUAGUUUCUCUGAAACUGCUAUGUUUACAGCAGGCAGGGUUAACACCAGAUGGACCUGGCACCCAGACCACUUCAUUAAGCUGAAGUGGUCUGGGUGCCUAUAGUGGUCCUUUAGGAGAACUUAUCUAAACCUGUUCCUCUCUCCUUAGUUUUUAUGAGUUAUGGAUCUAUAUUGUUUUGUUUUCAGCUUUAGGUUCAGUGCCUGGAUUGAUGCUGAACAUAGCGUUGGAUGCCCUAGACAACACAACAGGGAGAGUUACAUAUUACUCAUUUAGUAGAUAGCUAUGUGCCAAGAUGUUUGUGGUAAAACAAAACACAACAAAACUCCCCACAGUGCAAAUGGAAAAAUUACUGUUGUGCAUCACCGGCAUAUCUCAAGUUGGACUUUGGGAAGUCCCCCUUGGGCACAGAAACUCGAGAAAUCAAGUUUCCAUAACUAUCCCAGUUCCCAGCUUGACAUGCAAAUGAGGACAGACAUAUUCAUUCUGCAUAUAUGUAGGUAACGUUAGCAAUGGAUGCUGUUCUUAACACUAUUUGAACUUCCAGACCAGAAUCGGCAUCAUGCUGAUGAGCCCCACAAGGUUAAAAACGCAGUCAUAACCCGUGCUCUGGUUUAACCAAAUACUGUGUUUAAAAUAGCGUCCAUCUUAUAGACUGUAAGCUCGUUUAAACAGGGUCCUCUUCAACCUAUCAUUCCUGUAAUAAUAAUAAUAAUUGGCAAGUGUAUCGAAAUGCAAGGUAUAUUCUGAAACACAAUACCAGUCUCUGGGUCAUUUUCAUGUCAAGCUGGAAACUCUGGAAAGUUCCCUUUGGGUAAAGAAACUUGAGAAAUUGUUUCUACAUCUAUCCCAAAGUCCAUCUUGAGGUCAGCAGGUGAUCCAUAACAGCAAUCUUUUUAUUUAAUAGAGACAGAUAAUUUUUUUAAUGGUAUUUAUAAAUUUUUUGUCUUCUGCCAUUUUAAUUGCCAUAUAGUCCUCUCUAUGUCCUCUAAAGCCUAACCCAGGGAUUGGCAAUCUUCGGCACUCCAGAUGUUGUGGACUACGUCCCCCAUAAUGCUCUUACAACCAUAAUGCUGGCAAAACAUCUGUGCCGAAGGUUGUCUAUGCCGGGCCUAACCUCUCCUGCUGUUUUUUUUUUUUUUUUUUUAUGGAUACACCUAGCGGUCCUGAAUAUUAUUCAGUAUUUCUUACACACCCUGGUACAACAACGUCCUCUUUUAUUGCACUUUGAAUUUUUAUAACUAAUUUCUCUAAUAUUAACAAUGAAUUACAAGGAAGUGCAAACCUUUUAUCCUAAACUAAUAAAAGUAAAAUUUUAUUAUUUCCUGUUUUCUCCCCUUUAUCUCAUUGUGGUCCUUUUCCUGUGGGUUGACAUUGAAACCAUGCUGUCUCUAUGUCAAUCUUGCUUUUUUUAAAGAAAGCUGAGCAGCACAUGAAAAACAGUUGACAAGUCAUAGGUGAUUUUUAAUGUUUUUUUCAUUGACUUACUUUACAGAGUGUCAGUUUCCUUUUACAAGCGUUCCUAGGUGUCUUUACCACUUACAUCAAAAUGAUUAUCAGUUUCUAAUCUAUAAUUAGCAUGCCAGACCUUCCCCACAACCUUAUUUUACUAACUUUAUUUAACAUGCGUAAAUAUAUUAACUGCACACAUCAAACUAAAGCGGUGUUUGGAAACGAUCAUUUGUCUUGGUUUCCAUUAUGUAUCAAUAUGUAUCAGCUAUAGUACAGGGGUACAUAUUGCCGAAUGUGCGGUCUGAUGACUGUUAUUUUGCUGUCUAGUGUUUACAGGAAGCGGCGAUUCCUGCGCCCGAGCUUUUAAUACGAAGGCUGGAACCUUUCAUCAUGUUUUUGAGGGACACGCGUUCAUCAUUAACUCUCUCCAGGUGUGUUAUUAAAUACCUUGUUUAUACAUAAUUUUUCCUGUCACAAAAUAGAUUCUAAAAUUUCCAGAUAUGCUUUGUCUUAAAAAUAUUUAACUUGAUAUCAUGUGACGCAAUGGAUAGAAAGUUAACUGUAAAUUGUGCUAAUCUAUUUUAGAUCCAUAACAACUUCCUGUAUACUGCAUCGCAUGACGGGACACUGAGAGUCUGGGAUAUUAGUGGCUUCUAUGAAUACAGCAAGCAUCAGAAAAAAAGAUCCUUACGCAGCACCAAUUCCCAGAAAGGAAGCCUGUCCCACAUUUUUAAUAACAAAGUUGGCUGCGCAACGGACGUGAAUGUAGAAUAUGACCCAGCCGAUAUGGUGUGAUACAAAAAGAGCCUUCCACCAGCGUCAAAGUCUGGAGAACAACUCAUUUUUAGUUUAGAGGUGUCCCACCAUGGCAAAGAGUAUUGGCACAGAUUACAUUUGUCUUGAUCACUCUUGCUCUUUCACACUCCUGGUGUAUUGAAAUGGUGAAUUCUGUGGAAACUUAUAUAAAUCCACAAAUAUCGCCAGACGGGAUCACCACUCGUGCAACAUUUAUUUAUGGUGGAAAAUAAUGAGUAAAGCUGGCUGGAUACAAGUGUUGGUCUGACAUGACAAGGUGUGAUCGCCUUUCCAUAAUGCCUCUAUUUAUUUAUCGACCAGUUAGUCUCCUUACGGACCAGACUUGAGAACUUCACUUUUUCUAGAGGAUACAAUCAGAACCAUUUCACAGGAUGCAGCGAAUGGACUUGUUUAGUUAUACAAAACAUUAAGGACAUUGCAGAGCAGGAUUGAAAUGUCGGCUAAAUAUGUCGUAGUAGAACUGUAUUUAUGUUUUUAUUUUGACCGUCGUGGUUUGUACAGCCAUUUCAUGGACAAUCAGUAAAUUGUUCACAUCAAGAAAUAAAUAUUUCUUAAUCUUUUGAAAAAGGGCAUAAAAUCUCUUAUCAGAAACCCACACAAGACAUUGAAAAACACAGUAUAGUUAGUAAAAUAAACACAUAUUUUUUUUUUUUAAUUUGUUGUGAAGUAGAAAUCUCUUCCACUGGCACAUAAUAUGUGGCCUAUUUAGUAAAUCCAGGGAGAUAGUAAACAGGGUAAAUGUCUGCAACCUGGGCAGGGUUUAAAAAGCACAAUGCCUUCCGCUUCUGUUGAAUAGGCAGAGGCAUAAAAAUGCAAAGGCUGAAUCUGUGCAUGGAUGGUUUUGGACCCCCUCUGACAAUCAUAAUCCUUCUAUGAGAUAAACUCCAUUCACCCUGUGGGGCCUAGCAGGAGAAAAGGACGAUACAUUUCUGACUUUUCUACGUCCACACAUAGCAUCACUGUUGUGGUUACGAAAAACUCAAGGGAACGCCAUUCAUUGGUGCAGGACAUUGAAUAGAAUUCAGUUUUACCAGAGUUUAGACCUCCACAUGACAAUAAAUGGAGUGAGAGAUGUUUUAACCAGAAGAAUAAUAACUUGAGUGGGAGCAAUGGUUUUCUCCUGUAUUUAGUAGGAUUUACAAAAUCUCUGACCCGCAGAGUCCUUCCCCUUGUUCAUACACAACACUCUGUGAAUGAAGAAAGUAGGAAGGUGGGCUCACAGAGUUGGGAGCUAUGUUUGUGAUUCACAGUCCAAACCAUAAGAAAGCCAUGUCUGAAGUUUAUUGUGCUUUCUACUCUCAUAGGGAUACUAUUUCAUCAUUACUGAAAAACUGCACGUAAAUGACUAAAUUAGCUGAUAAUGGCAGGAUUCAUAGACAGAGUAUUUCAUACAGAUGUCUGGUCAGCUAGCAAUAGGCCACCUGGUCUAACACGAUUUGAAAUCUAAGAGGGUUGACCAUUUAUUGCAACAUUAUUUUCCAAGUUUAUUUCUGCAAAUUAUAUAUAAUCGAAUAAAUCAAACCUGAUCGUUUCAGAUUAACACUUACAUUGAAUGAAUGCAUUGGGGUUUAACAUUGUAGAGGUACAAUGUCAUAUUUAAGAAGAUUUAAAUAAAUAUGAAUUUCCAUUUUAAUACACAUAACCAGUUCAUUUGUUUGUCCUUGUAAAAUUCAUAUGAGCAUGUCAGCUGAGCCACUUUUUUUUCCUCUUUAAUCUGUAGCCUCACCUUCUUUAUUUAUUGUUAAUAGGCUUUAUGGAGAACUUGAAGAAUGUGAUUAACAAAAAGAAAAAAUUGUUUAAGGAGGUGAAUGAAGCUAUGUAAUGUGUUACCACUUUGUUUUCACCAGUAAAACCAGAAGUUUUGGUCAACGAAAAUAUCUCCCCUUUUCUCACGUUAUCAACCUUUACUUUUUAUUUAUUGAUUAUGAACAUUACAAAGGACUUUCAGGAUUAGAAAAUUUGUUUAGGAGAAGCAGACACAUUCUCAAUGUUAGCAAUGGUAAAAGCAGCGAGUACAUACAUACACACACACAAACACUUUCCACCAGGAGUCGGUUAAAGUAAAUCUAAAGGGUAAAUUCACAAAACAGUGAAAAAUGAAUCAAACAGAACCAAAAGUUGGAAAACUGUAGUAAUGAACAAUGAUAAAAUAAUAAAUAUGCUUAAAAUAUAUGGAAAAUUCAGUCCAUGAAAAUGAAAGAAAGGUGCUGUCCUUAUAUAGUGCAAGAAUGUUUCAGCUUAUACUUACGUGAUUGGGAUAUUCCUGCUAUUGAGGAAAAAGUCAGAGGAUUCCAAAAAGCUGAAAAAUACUAUAGUAUAAUACUGUAUCUAGUGGGUAAGGUAUAGAUACAGAUACGUAGAUGUCCUUAAAUAAUUUGUGAUGAUCCGAUGAAUCUAAAAUACAGAAGACAGAGAUAUAGAGCUCUCUGCAAAUAAUUUUAUUAAAAUAAAGAAAUAAAAUACACUCACAGGAACAGGGCUGGCCUAAGGCCAUUAUGCACCCUGUGCGCCCCCCCCCCCCAAGUUUCCUGUAUACAGUCACACAAAGGCACACAGUCACAAAAACAGUUACAAGCAGACAGUCAGACAUGCUCAGUAACAGGCAGUCACACACACACAGAGUUACAGGCAGACAGUCAGUCACACAUGCUCAGUUACAGGCAAACAGUCACAGAGACAAACACACAGUUACAAGCAGACAGUCACACAGACAGACCCUCACAAGCAAACAGUCACACAUACUCCAUUACAAGCAGUCACACACAUUCAGUUACAGGCAGACACUCACAUACGCUGAUUGGCACACACACUCAGUUAAAGGCAGAUAGUCACACAAAGGCACAGCUAAAGCAACACACAAUUGCAGUCACACACACAGACACAGGCACGCAGUCACAAGGGCAGGCAGUCACAGUGUCUCACACACACACUUACCUCUUUCCAUUAUGGCUGGAAGAGGGAGUGGAAGUAGUUGGUUGUUGAGGAAGCAGGGACUUCUUCCUUCUUCCCAUGCAGCAGUUACCAAGUCCGCAUUAGAAUCCCCUCAUUCCUCCAAACUGCCGGCUAGGGAGAAGGUUAAAGGACCACUUUUUCUUGGCACUAUAGGGUCAUUAGGUCCCCCUCCCGGUGGGCUGAAGGGGUUUAAACCCCUUCAGCCACUUACCUUUCUCCAGCGCCGGGUUCCCUCGGUGUUGGGGAAUUCUCCUCCCUCUGCUGACGUUGACGCAAGUGCAUUUAAACCGCCCAUAGGAAAGCAUUACUCAAUGCUUUCAUAUGGACGUCCAGCGGCUUCUCACUGUGAUUUUCACAGUGAGAAUCGCGGAAGCGCCUCUAGCGGCUGUCAGUGAGACAGCCACUAGAGGCUGGAUUAACCCUCAGUGAAACAUAGCAGUUUCUAUGAAACUGCUAUGUUUUCAGCUGCAGGGUUAAACCUAGAAGGACCUGGCACCCAGACCACUUCAUUGAGCUGAAGUGGUCUGGGUGCAUAUAGUGGUCCUUUAAACAUACUGUGUAAUAAAAGGAAUAUAAAAAAUUUGAUCUCUCUUUACAAGAAGUGUGUAGGGGGACCUGUGUGAGUCUCAAUCAGAGUCGAUGGGACCAGGGAUGCAUAAACAAUGUGAUUUAGUGCCUAAAAAGCAGAUAAUUGAGCAGCGAGACUGCAUGGGGCAUGAUCUAUACAUCAAAUGGCCCUUUAUGGCAGAGGUUGUCAAUUGAAGAUUGGGGCACAUUAAAAACCAGGACACCACGGGCAGAAUUGUAUUUUACUCAUUUUAAUAGGUUUUGAAAGCAAUUAAGAACAAUAAUGGUCUAAAAACAAGCUGGCACAUAUCACAAAGGAAAUAUUAAUCUAUAUAACAAAAUUGCUUACAUGCACAUAUUUCCUUUCUAUAGAAUAUGUCAAAACACAAAGUAGCACUACUGUGGGUUUAAAUACUCAUAUUACCAAUUUAGUUUGAAAUCAUUGGAUAAAAAUCACAUUAAGCACAAACGGCUAUCGGAUAUAUAUGGAAAAAAAUGAUUACUUCAACUGCGUAGAUUUUACAAGUGAUGAAAUAAUGAUUUCAACAUUAUUUGGAUUUUUAAACCACACUUGACUAAAACAAUGAAUCUCCAGCAGAUUACACAAUCAUGAAUUUAUUUUCAUACUUUAUUUAUACUGGGAAAAAGAUUUCAAAGUGAAAUAAAAAUUGUAUCAAACAUUGGAAUAUGGCAUUUAUUAACCCUACAAUGUGCCAAGGUUGUGUUUAAUUAGGUUUUUCUUUCCUCUGGAAAAGCUGAUUUUAAAACAACAAAUACUGUUCAUUACAACACAGAUACAAGAAAGCGUCAUUAUAGGUUUUAUUUUGUAAAGUAAAAUAAAUUUGAUGUAAAAUGAAAUUGUGGAUGGGUCUACUACCAGACAGUUGUUCUUUUGACUGGCUACAGAUAUUUGUAUUGCAGAAUAUGCGAAACAGGUGACCCUUAAAAAUGUGUUUCGUGGGUUAGUUUAUAGAAAAAGCCUUGAAAAAAGGGCAUCUAAACAUAUAGUGGUUGCGUUUGCAAAAUUGUUUGAAAAAAUCUGUAGAGAAUCGCAUUCCCUGAAAGGGCAUGUUCCGGCGGUGUUAGAAAAUGGAUUUAAAUAUUAAAUUAUAGAAAUUUUGGUUUUACUUAAAUGUUUCAAAAUUACUUGAAAUUAUAUGUUUAAAUGACCAUAUUCCCUGAAACAGUUGGUCUAGCAAAAUGGUUCCCCCAUAAGUAUAUAAACGGUCAUUUGAAAGUUACUAUCUCAAAAUAUUUUCAGAUGUGGGGUGUCUAGCAAACCGGAAGCAGACAUCUUUCAAAAUGGGUUCAAUUAUUAUUCUAUACAGAAAUAUAUUACUCACUUUUCAUCUAUUUACAAUUAGGAAUAAAACUACAAAAACUGUGCAAAUUAUGCCACAUAAAUUCAAUAAAAAAAAAAAUUAAAAAAAUAAGAUGUGUGAAGUGGUUAUUUUCACAGAAUAAGGCACUUGUAUUUUGAGUACAUUAAAUAAGUCUUUCUUUUCAUCUAGAGACCAACAUACCUCAAAACUAGAUACAUUUAAUAAAACAUCAGCAAAUAUUGUUAGGAGUGAAUUAAAGUGAUUCCAAACAGGGUUAUUCACUGAAGAAUUGUCAGGAACUGAAAGUGAAUUUAGGGUGAAAUAAUGAAAUUAGAAAGAUAGCCGACUCGUUUUGGAUAAUCGGGGGAAAUAACAUUUUACAUUAAUGUUUGCUUCAACAAUUCACACUUUUGUGUCACUAGAGCAGAUUAAGAAACUGCAAUGAUGGACAAAAAUAUGUAUGGUUUAAAACAGUGAUGAUUAAACUUCGGUUAGGAUAAAUUUAUAGUGAAUAUUAAGAUAAACAACAUGCAUGUAAAAGUUGGGAAAUGUUAUUUUUACUGUUCCACAAUGCCAUUUUAUGUCAAACAGUGGAUAUAGUGAUAUAGCGAUAGUCAAGUCUAAAGUGUGCAUUUUAUUGUCACUGACAUGACGGAAAGUCUAGCUGGAGUCCGACUGGUUGAGGAUCUGAAGUAGCCAGAGUAACGAUUAGAAGCAAAACCUUUAAGACAUUUGAAAAUGAGGUCUUCUUGUAGCCGUCAUUGCUACAUUUUAUUAAAACGUAUGAAUUUUCAACAAAAAAAAGCAAGUCAUAACCUUUACAUAUAUUCCGUAAUGGUAACUACCAAGUUAAGACUUGUGCACCAUCGUGUUUUACCGGUGUAAAUACAUCAAAGGAGGAGCAAGAAAAACGAAUAAAAACACCCAAAUCCUGCUCACAAGAGCACCUCUGAUUGUACCAGAGGCUGUUUAAAAAUAUUAAACGAUCUAUAUUCUCGAGUGAUUGAAUGGUUUGCUGCUUUCUGUACAAAUUGCUCCUUUUGUCAACUAUGUCUCGAAUGUAUUGUCCCGUGCAAACCACUCAAUUUAAUUGUUGGGAGGUAUGCUGGAACACUCAGGGUGCAGUUUUAAUGAACAGUCAUUUAUUCUAACAGAUAAGUGGUCGGGUCGUUUAAAGUCAAAGUGCCAAGUUUUCUGGUCAGAUUUACUUUAAUUUAUUUUUGUGCUUUUUGGAUUUAAGAAUUUCCUCAUUGAUACAUGAAUACUGUGCGGAGCUAGGAGCUAGUAACAAUUCAUAGACAUAGUUCUUGCUAUCAGACCUUUCCAGACCCAACAGGGGUUAUGACCACGUUCAUUAGAACAAAUAAAAAGUUUGCCACAUUUGAUAUUUCCAGAACUGGAGUGAAUUGGUUUUGAACCAUGCGCAGAACUGCCAAAUAGUUUGCCAAGUAAAUGAUUAAACCAAGCCUGGGAUAACGGUUUGGUAGUGUUCCAAUAUAAAGAAGACCUGCACUAAUCUCAGUAAAAGGAAUAGAUUUGACUCUGAUAAAAUAUACGCUGAAUCGGAAUGGUAUUAAAAAGCCUUUUAUAUCGGCAGAGAUGUAGAACCUUUGACACAGAAGCUUGUGUAUGGCUUUUCUGUGAUGCUAAGCCAGGCUUUUAGUACAUUCCCACCUCUGAAAUAUGGAGAGAAAUUUUCAGCUUUUGACAGCAAAAUACAUAAACACUGCCAUCGCUUGCACCUCAACCUCAAUGUCAAAAAUGUGCAUUAUAAGGUUUUACAGAAUUCUGCAUGUUAAACAUUUGAAGGAUAGCAACAUUUUUGUGAUGUUUAAUUAAUUGUGAGUAACUUCUCAUAAGGAAAGCUUCCCUAGAGCACAACACAAAAUGGCUCUAUUUUUACAACUCCCCCUAUCCACCAUCAAAAGGCUGUCUACGCAGCCUCAAACUUGUACCAUAUUGCUAUGGAUGGUAUGAUCCCAAAACAGACUACAGAUGAGAUGUUACUGUACCUUUAACCCCUUAAGGACACAUGACAUGUGUGACAUGUCAUGAUUCCCUUUUAUUCCAGAAGUUUGGUCCUUAAGGGGUUAAGUAAAGAUUCACACAAAGUCACGAAUGGACACAAGGUCAUAGAAGCAGAACAUUCCCCUUGAUUACGAUGCUACGUAAAGGUUACUAUUGCUAUGAAACUUGUAACUUUUCUGGAGUGCUUCUUUUAAAGAGGAGCAAUACAACUACAACUAUAGAUAGAAAAAUACAUAACUUAAUAUAUUAACACUAAUGUCCAUGUUGCUUUAAACUCUUUUGGAAAAUAAAAUAGUCAAAAAUACAAAUGGAACAGUUUUUUUUUUUUUUAUCCCAUUUGUUUGUGCUGGUUUUUCAGUACGGCUACCUAAAGAAUUCACAGUUCCUAAUUCCUUCAUCUCAUUGACGUGGUCUGGGUGCAGUGUCCCUGUCCAUCUUAACCCUUCAACGUAAAACCCCGCAUUUUCAGAAAAACUGCAAUGUUUACAUUAAAUGGUUAAGACUGCCUCUAGUGGCUGUCUACCAGAUUGCUUGAUGAAGACACACAGCCGAAACAUUGCGGUUACAAUCAUUUUAGUGCAUAGGGACACUAUGGCGUUGGGAAUACACUUUUGUAUUCCUAACUAUAUAGUGUUUCUUCAAACCCAGUAUAUAUACUAAAAAAGUACUUACUGGGCUGAAGAGUGCAGCAGAGAAAUAGAACACACACUCCGGGGUCCAGGCGGCAUCACCUCCCUAAGAAGCUUAAAAAGUUACAGAAGUGCUACAUUAGGACAUUCCUUCAUAGUGCGGCAUGUGCCCUGGCACCAUCCAAAGUGCAAUUUUAACCAGAAUUGGCAUAAAAACUGUCCUUGUUGUUUAUUUUUAAUAUAAAAUAGCACAACCCACAUUAAAGCUAAAGUAUUGCUCCCACAUCUAGAUUGCAAAAAAAAAUAGUAUAAAGCAGAAGUAUUCAUAAAGAACCUUAAAAUGAUGCGUAAAAAGAUUGCCACAGAGUACUACGGCUUUAAUCACUGCAAUCAGAUUUCCUUCUGGUAGAAUCAUGAAGCACCCACACCUUGUAGCUUUUCUAAGUAAGAAAGAUAUUCCGCAAGGACUCUUCCUUCUUCCUCUAAAGUCAGGUCCAGAUAAUCCUCUUCGUGCUCCGGGAUAUCAUCCAGAAUUUCCUUGACUGGAUCAAUGUCUGAUUCACCGACACUUGAUGUACUGGUCCCU
This is a messenger RNA of Pelobates cultripes (western spadefoot toad), 54285 nucleotides long. The record is from the annotation of a GenBank genome assembly. Lineage: Eukaryota; Metazoa; Chordata; Amphibia; Anura; Pelobatidae.